AUGAGCGCGCGCUUCCGCUUGCCUGCUGGCAGAUCCUACAAUGUCCGGGCGACGGAGCUGGAGCGAGACAGGCAGCACACACAGGUUGUGUGCAACGUACUGCUGCUGGACAACACAGUCCAGGCGUUCAAAGUCAGCGUAAGUACUUCUCUCUCUGACACACUUAUGAACAUAAACAGUUCAAACUCUACUUGUAGAGGACUAUAAAACUUUGUCUGCUGUGAUCUUCUUCUCAAACCAACUCUUAAAAUACAGAUUUUGCAGAGAAUCAUCACUUUUAGAUUUUCCUUUGCAUCAGACUACUCUUAUAAACUCGUCAUGCAUUCCUUAUAAUAUCUUUUUUAUAUCAUCCAUUGUGGACUUUUUAAAACGAGAGGACACUUUGAACUGGAAACAGAAAAUAUUUGUGCAUUAAUCAAACACAAUCCACUUUUUCUACUUCUCUUUCCUGUGACACUCGGCUUCUUCUAUCCCUGAACUUCCCUAAAAACUUUUUCUACUCCAGCUCAAGUUAUUUGGAGCACCAGCUAAAGAUUAGAGACGCCGUCUUCACCUUUGUAAACUGAGGUGAUAUCAUUUUGCUCACGCUGGUUUCAGUUGUCUCAGGUUUGACCUCAGGGGUUGAUCUGUCUGUCAGUCUGACUCUUGUUUCUCAAGCGGUCACACAAUAUCACACCUCCAGGGCAGACAAACUGGUGUGUGUGUGUAUGUGUGUGUGUGUUGGCACACUGAUAUGUAAAGCAGCAGUGUGUUUUACUUGGAAUCAGGUGACAAAUAGACUUGUGGCUGACAUCAUGGUCGUCUGUCAGUUUCUGUAAUGGCACAUAUCCGUUCCUCUGUCUGUCUCUUUGUGUCUGUCUGGCUGUGUGUGUGUGUGUGUCUCUCUUUUACCACGUGUUUGAUCAGCUCUACAACAGAACAAGAGGGGAAAUUCCCUUUGUGUGUCAGAAAACAGCUCCUUCAAUAACCUCCUGUCUGACAGAUCACAUCCUGUGUAUAUUCAGGCUUGUAUUCUUACAGAGACGUAGUAACAUUUUCAUUCAGACUGCGAACAUAAUGGAGAAACAUCGUCUUCUUUACGUCAAAGGCACAUGACAAUUCUGAGGAAAACUGUUUUAUUUUCUGGCCUUGAGCUAAUUUUCUUCACUAUCUCUGAAACUUUCCCUCAUUCAGUUUCUCUCUCUCUCUCUCUCUCUCUAUCUCUCUCGUUUUCUCACCAAGAGGACUCCAGAUGUACAUUUGGUAUUUUUAUAGCGUAUAUAAAAACUUUUGGAAGAAGCACAAGUUUUGAUGCGUGUUUUUUAAACUGAAGUGAUCCAACCACAUGGACAUAAGAAGUUGAUUUGCUGCAGAGAAAAAGUCUUCGAACAGAAUUUAAACUCUUUCACAAGUAUUUCAAACAACAUAUAACUUUAUUUUGAACAGUUACAAUAGCCAAUAUCUGCCUUAGCAUGAACGGAAACUGUGUCAAUAUUACUUUAACUAAUUGAUUUGGUUGCAAAAAACACAAGGAAUAGAGGUAUUUGAUAGAGAAGUUGUAAGCUAAGCUACAACACAGUCCAAUCCAAUCCACUUUAGUUAUAUUGCACAUUUUAAAAAAGUUACCAAAGUGCUGCGCAAUAAAAUUGAAAGAACUGACACGGCAGAAAACAUCAAGAGAAAAUAAAUAAAAACAGUUAAAAACAUUUCAAAUGAAAUAAAAGAAAUGAAAUCAAAGCAUGAAAGAAAUAAAAAUGAUAACAGAUCCAUAAAAGACAUAAAAAGACAGAGAUCACACAACUCUCAUUUUAAGAUGUGAUUUAGAAGUAGAAAGUGUGGGGGAUGUUUUAAUCUGCAGACCUCAAGGAAUGUGGGGGGGUAUAAACAUUGAAGAGGUCAGAGAUGUACUGUGGUGCUGAUCCAUUUCAAGAUUUAAAAACAAACAAUAAAAUGUUAAAAUGAAAUCUAAAAUGAACAGGAAGCCAAUGGAAGGGUGGCAGAACUGGGGUGAUGUGGUCAUGUUUUCGUUUACCUGUUAAAAGACGAGCAGCAGCAAAAGAAAAAAAAAUCUUUUAACAUCAAAGCUAAAUUCUUUAACAUUGAACAAGCUUAAGUAUAAAUAAAAGCUUCUUAAUUUGAGGCUCUUUUUGAUAAAAAGUGAAGCUAUACCACUCGGCUUUUGAAACAGAGCACUUUUACAUCAUUGAACACCUCAGCAAAGUGAUCAAGAAUUUCAUUUUAGCUUUAUCUUUGGAUCACUAUCUCUCAGUCUCUUUCCAGCUCCAGAUUCGCGCCCCCUCCCUCCCUGCCCUCCCUCUUGCUGCCUCUCCCUGAAUGAAUGACUCGCUCUCUGUCAGUCUCUCCGUCCGUGUCAUUGAUCAGACCCUUGCAGCGGCAGUAACUUCCUGGAAAGACAAGCCAAGCCAUCCUCAGAGCAACAAUACUUCUAUUGAUCCUCUCCAUGGCCAACUUGAUUCUCGCCGAGAGUGAAAAUCCAGAAGCGGUCACUUAUCGUCAUGGGAACCAGAGUGCUCUUGGUGCACAUGAAGGCCUGUAUUGACGAUCUUAGAGAGAUGAAAAGCCUUUUGGCUGAGAUGAUACAAGUAGAAAGCAGAGUCUGGUGUAGCCUUAGAAGCUUGAUGGAUGAUAAGGAAUGAAAAAGCCCAGCCCACCGAUGACCCACCUCUGUGCGACUACAAAAGCACGUUUUUUUUUUUUCCUUUUGGAGCAAAGUGACGUGCAGCCGUAACCAUAGCAACCACUACACAUCAAAUAAACCUUUAGCUGUCGACAAGAGCUAUUUGUACUGGAAAAGAAUCUGAUGAUGAGCAACUCAGAGCACAAAUAAUCUCGUAAAAAAAGCUUUACAGUUUACAAGACCUGCAAAAAAGAAUGACGAUAACUGGGAACAAUGGUGUGACACCCCCCUCCAGAAACAGAGGCCCUAAUCAGUGUUUUAGUGGUUGCUAGUUUGACUCCAGUCUCUUUACCCUUUCCUUCCAUUACUUCCCCUCCCUACAUUUUGUGUCUCUCCUCAGCUGUCCUUUUAAAUUAAGGCCAAGACGACAUGACUCUGUAGUGGAAAUCGCUGCAUGUGCUCAAAAUCAUCCAGAAAUCAUAGUCUGUAAGCAAAGUUUAUCAACGCAAAACUGUAAAAUCGAAGAGCGAACAAUAUACAAGAUUACUGUAAUUCUUGCAAUAUAAGGCACACUUAAAAUCCUUUUGGCUUGUCGGAGCACUGCAGCUACCGUAGCCUCGCUGAGUUAUUGAUGAGUUAAACAAAGUUUGACUUAUCUGAAUGUUUUAUUUGGCUUAAUGCGCUUUAUAAUCUUGUGUGCCUUAUGUAUGAAAAUAGACGCAAAUAGACGCGUUCAUUGAUGGUGCAUCUUAUAAUCAGGUGCACCUUGUAGUGCGAAAAAUACGGUCUGUAUGGAUUCUCCAAAGACAGAACAGAUUUUUUGUGGAGGGUGUACAAAACUUUCCCUGGGUUACAGCACAACAUCAGUCAGAUACACUUUAAGAAACACAUUGUUCAAGGAGGAAAAUAAAUGUAGUUUAUUUAGUUGUUCUUUUCAGUUUCACAAAGGGAUAUUAAAAUAUAAGCAGAGCACAACAUCCCGUACUAACUGUUUAGUCACAGUUAAAAUAGAAAACACUCAGACAGUUAGUGUGAGAUUUCUUAAGUCUUGGUAAGCCAAAAUAAAGUCCGUUUGAGUAAAUUAUUUCAUUUAAAUUACGUGUUUGAGACAGACUUAGAAUUAGUGUGAAAACUGUGGAAACAGGCUCAGCAUAUUUGUGUUUAUGCUGUGGGCUGGGUGUGGCUGUGAGAGCAUACAGCUUCAUGAAACGGGGAGGUAUGUGCGUGUGUGGAGGGAAUAUAGAGCAUGUGUGCUUAUUCAGUCAUUCCCUCCUUAUUCUUUUCCUUCAGCUAUAAAUUUAUUUGAAAAGGGUGUUGCUUUUGCAGAUUAAGUGUGAUGAAGGGAUUGAAUCCCUAAGACUGGCUUUUGAGUAAACAAUCUCACCACAAAGUCCAUGUAGAAGCCCUUCAGAGCUCUUUGGAUUAUAUCACAUGCUCUUAGCAAGUUUGCCCAGUUGAAGCUGGCCUACAUGCUCCAAGACAGAUUCUUAAACAUGUUGGUGGAUUUUUCUUGAACAGUUUUCUGUUAAUUCAUUAAUAAGCGGUCUCAUGAUACAGUUAUAAAUGGGCCAAUCAGGAUUUGUUGAAGGGAUCAGUACAAGAACAUUCAUCAGGUUUGACGAUGUUGUUCAUGAGCUGUGGUUGUUAAGCCUACAGGACAUAAAACAAACCAAAACUAAUCAGCUCCGUCAUAAAUGUAACACCAGUGUGUGUCUGGAAAUGUUCUAACCUCAUGAAGUCACUACUUAAUUUAGUGUGUUUUGAUUUGGAUACAAACAGAGAUAGAUGACAGCGACUCCUCCUUCAUGUAGUUUUCUUCCUGUCUGAACAAGCCGCCCCACACAUUCCUGAAUUUCCAUCAUUCUUUUACACAAACGCGUUUUUGCCGCACAUUCAAGUCUUUCCGUUACGCUGCAGAGAUAUAAAAAUAAAUAGAUAAGAUGUGUCAUCCUUUAAAAACACUCAGGAUUUUCCCUCAGCUCGAUCAGUGUGAUUGAUGUUUACCCUGAAGGGUGAAAAACUUAUCAGAGCAUCUCCCUCUCUUUCUUUCUCUCUCUCUCUCUCUCUCUCUCUCUCUCUCUCUCUCUUCUCUUGUGUUCUGAUUGCGCUCUAUCCCUACGUCUCCCUCUUCUUCCCUGCUCUCACGCACACAGACACUAUUUCAGUCAGUGGUGCUGCCCGACUGAUGAAGAUCGACACAAAGAGCAUUUGUCUCACACAAUCGCAUCGUUAAUCAAGCUCUUUCUUUUUUCUCGCUGCUUACUUUCUUUUCUUUCCCCGUGUUUCUCUGUGAGCCUCUGUCUUCUAUCCCUCCAUUUGUAGAUCUUAGCUCCAGUUUGUGUUGCAGUAUCCCUUUUUUUUUUGUUGCGCUCAGUGUGUGAAGCCCACCAGCUACACAACUGCAGUAGGAAUGUGUGAAGAAGUGUGCAGGGCAUGCUUAGCUGUGUGCACGUUCCUGACUCUGUUUAACAAUGUAUGGCUGUGUUUUCAUCCUGCAGCACCCGCAGUUGCACAUUUGGGUUGCAUGCAUUUAGAAUACAAGUAGAAGCUAGCCAGCGAACACACACACAAACACACAUGUGCAUACACAGACACACACACACACGAACAGAGGGUUGAUGGGUUUCCUGGGAGCACAGAAUAAAGAGUGCUCACACAUCCAGCUUGAAAAGUUGCUUCAUACAAAGGAAAAGCAGUGGAGAUACACACACACACACACACUAAGACACACACACACACACACACAGAGUUUCUCAGACAUGUCUAUGAAUAGCCUUGCAUGGGGAAACAUCACAUUAGAGGCUUGCGUGUUUCUUCACAUCCUCAUUUUGCCUCUUUGACCUAAUUCUUGAAAUCGGUCAGGAGUGAAUCAAAUCAUUCCACUUUUAUUUCCUUUUUGUUACCCUGCGAAAUCCAAGAGUUACUUCAUGGAGUUGCCAGCAUAUCUCCAAGACAGCUUUCGUGUUAUUUUGUCACGAAUAUACAAUCUGCUCGUCAGCCAGAGAGUACUAGGAGUUUUCCAGUAUCAUUUAAAACAGCUCUUUUUUUUCCCCCAAGUUGAUCCCUGUAUAAAUAUAUUAGGGCUGUCAUCAACCAAAGACAUUCUUGGUCGACUAAACCCUGAAAUUCUUUUACCAAAAAUCGACUAAUCGGGGGUGGGUGGGGGGGUGUUCCGCUGAAUCUAAAUAUGUUUGAGUUGGAGCUGAUAAAUGUUGAGCAGCGGUUGGUGCAACAAAGACAGAGUAGAUUACAAAGGAUAUUUUGAUUGCAUGAUUAAGAGUCAGUCAAAAGUCACCUCAUACCAAGACUUCUCUAAUAUCUACUUCCAUUAGACUCUGAGGCUGGUGUAACUUAGCAUGUUACAAACUGUUGCAUUUCAUCCUUCAGUCCUCUGAAUGUGACAGUAAAGCUGUGUGAAGUGAGCAUGAAGUGAGGGAAAGAGCGAAUGAGCGUUGACUCACUGACUUAACAAGGCUCUGACAGACACACACACACUAACACACAGACAGAUACACACACAUUGCUAAAAGACUGCUGGUGAUCCUAGAGGGGCUGCCAUGUCGACAUGUCAAUCGUCAACUAUCAUGCUGUCCAUUCCCUCAACGCACACACACAUGAACGCACACACACAUAAACACACACUUGUGCACACACACUCUCUACUCACACAUGAUGCGCUGUAAAAGUGUGUCACGGGGGUAAAGGAGAGCGUUAGACGAGAGCACCAACUGUGUGUGUUUGUGUGUGUUCUCCCAUGAGAGCCCUGAUGGAGUUACUCUCUCUCUCUCUUUCUCUCUCUCUCUCCCUCUCUCUCUCUCUCGCUGUAAGUCGCAGCAGGAUCAGGUGUGAAUUUCUGCUCCACUUGCGGUCCCACAGUUUGUCCUCUCGCCCUUCCUACUCUCUCAUGGAAGGAUGGGAUAUUAAUGAUGUAUUUAAUAAAUAAUUCAUCAGCUUUCUUCCUGUUUCCCUACACCUCCAUCCCUCUCUUCCCUCUAUCCUGUUGUUCUCAGCCACCCUGUUUUUAUGACAGUUUUUUCAUUACCAGCCCUUUCCUUCCUUAAACGUCAGGUCUUUCUAUUUUGUUUGAAAAAACUUUAUCUGUUAAAAAUGAGUGAAACAUUUUUAACAAAGACUGUUAUUUAUCCAGUCAAGUUAAUGUAGGGUAGUUCGUAUUUCACUUCCACCAGUUCUGCUUACAAAGACAUGAGUCUGAUAACUGGAUCAGGCCCCUCUUGUUUACUGAUUUAAUGUGUUUUUUUUCCUGUGGUUUUUGAUUGUAUGGAGAUCUUGUGUAUUUAAGCAGCUUUUCAAAGUUUGUAGGUAAAACAGUGAUUAUGACGGAUACAGAGCAGCUUAGACAGGAUUUUCCUACUGAUUUCUAUCGAACCAAUCCCUUAUGACAAUCAGAGGAAAACCUGACUGACGUUUGCUGGAAAGGUGACAGCAUUAGUCACUGUGAGGUCAUUGCAAUAAUUUCCAAUAUUAUUUUUUUCAGUUUGAGAAUUACAAAGUGAGUGGAAACGUUGCUGCUCACUGUAAGGGAAAACCACGGUUAACUGAUAACUGCUGUAACUCCAGAGAUUCACCUCACUGUGCGAACUCCUGUUGACUGACGGUCGGCGGUCUCACAUAUAACGUGCAGUUCUCACUGCUAAUGUUCCUGUAACUUCAGGUACUUACGAUGACUUUUUAAAAGUGUGGAGGGGAUUUUAAAACUGCCUUUGAAACAGUCUCACUGAAGGAUGGGGAUCGACAACUGGGUUCACCUAAUAGAGCAUCUUUCAAAACUCCAAAAUCGGUAUAUUUUGAGCUCAUCGAGUCUGCUGUCGGGUCUCCAGGGCCCUAUGAAGUAACAUUAAUUUGAGUUAAGUCGCGUCAUGUUAAUUAUAAUCUUAUCUUUGUCAAGUCUAGAUGAUGCACACAACCUCCAUGGUCAAGUGAAUAAGCAUUGUAAAUGACUGAUGCUGGAGCAGAAUUAGUAAAAAGCCGUAAGAUCUAGGGCUGGGCUAUAAACCGAAAAUUUACUAAUACCUAAAUUUACGUCAAUAUCCGACGUCAUUUUGCCCAAGUCAAUAUAUUCUGUGUCAAAAAAUAAAUAAAUACAAGUUGGUUUCGGAUGUGUGGAGGUAGGAUAUGGUCUCAUGUCCCUUCAAGACACUGUCCUAUGCCAGAGACGUGUCUCCACCCCAUCCAGUCCGUAACAAAGAGGGAAAGACAGGUGAGGAGAUGGAGGACGGUUCAAAAGUUGUAGCGGCUGAAGUAGACAAAGUUAAUGUGGGAGGGUGUGAGCAGCUUGUGGGGUAGUUAUCGUCCACUUAACGUUAUCGAGGUGAACUUCUCAAUAUUUCGUGAUAUUGAUUUGUGGCCAUAUCGACCAGCCCUAAUGAGACCCCUGCUGAAGUAUUGUUGAGAUGGAGAAACUCCACAGCCAGGUCUCUGCAGGUUAAGAUAUCAAAAUGUGCACACUGGCAUUACCGAGUAGACAUUUAUUUAGGGGACUGGAGGAUAAAAAGUCUGAGUUUAGUUGCUGUGAUAUGACAUUAAAUUGUUAUACAGCUAUAAAGUGAACACACAUAACUUUGUCAAAGUCGUGAUAAACCAAGAGAAGCAGGAUUAAAAGAGGAUCUGUGUUCUGUACAAAUUCACACUUGGGAAAGAAGCACGUCUCACUGACAGGUUGACGGAAAAAACAUAAUAAAUGUUAUCUAAAGCUGUCACCAGGAUCACCUCCACGCCAAAACUCCUCCUCACAGUUUCCGUUAAAUCCAGGAGAUAAUUUCUCUCUGAAGCACGCCUUCAAUUUUGUGCUUCCUGUUUGAUUAUAGAAAAGCACUUCCUGACUGUCUCGGUGUACUUUUGUAAGCAGAUGGUCUGAAGUUACUUAACCAUGUUAAAGCACCCACUCAUUGAUUCACUUGAAUCUAAUUACCUUCCUGAACCCUCUGUCUCUUUCUCUAAAUGUUCCUCUUUCCAUGUCUCUCCUUUAUGCAACCCUGACCACAGACAGACGGUGUGGUUUCAGGGUUGAACUUUGUCAUUUCUUUCUUCUUUUUUUUUUCCACUCUGACUUUUGUUCAGUGCCAAAAAUGCUCUUCAGUAGUGAGCUUCUGACUCCUCUGUAUCUGCUGCUGUCUGAUCUCCUGACAGUUUACAGAAAACAGUUGGCCACACAGAGUCUGCUCCUGUUACACCGUUUGCUGUUAAAUUAGCAAAUUUAACACAGAUAAGAUGAACUACCUUUGUUUAUUUUGGAUCAAAAAUGGAGAAAUAAAUUUACAUUUAAUUGCUUUAAAAACAGAUGAUACUAUCAUGUCAUGAUAAUAGAAUUUUUUAACUUUGAUAUGAUACUAGUAAAAAUUGAAACAUUAAUCUGCGUCAAUACCACAGCAAAAAAUGUAAGAAAACAAGCUUUCUCAUUAUCCAUAAAGGGUUAUGAUCGUUCAGGCCCUAGUUAUGAUUCAUCUGCGUUCGACAGUCAAAGGUAAAAGGCCAGUGGGGUGACAGUUGUUGCCACUUUAGCAUCUAAAAGAGAAGAGAAGCAAAGACUACUUUGUCCACAGGGGGCGCCAAAAUUGAUUAAGCUUAAAGUUCCCUACAGGAGCUUUAAAGCCUAACUACCUCUUAAAAUGAUCGAAAAAUAACUCUUAACUUUCCAACCUUGUUAUUUUUAACAUAGAAAUAAAGGAUGUUGCUUUUUUAAAGCUUGUAGUAAUCUAUAUAGAAAGUAUUCAACACUUUAAUAGCACGUUUUUUAUUUUAUUUAUAGAAUUUAUUUGAACAUGAACAACAACUAAACCUGGUACAAAUUAAAGACAUGAACACAUAAAAAAACAGAAAUAAAACAAAACCAGAGUGUCAAAAAAUUUUGUAAUUUGCAUAUAUUUAAGUCAGUUUUCCUCUUUACACUCCUGUUUGUCACUUUUCUCUGCAUCUGGUGACAGUUUUCGCUCAGAUGAAUAUGUGACCUUACUGUAUUUACUGUAUUUACGUAAUAUUUUCAACCCGACAUUGUUUCUAUGUUUUAAAGACCCUCGACUCGCCUCUUACUUGGUGAAAAUAUGUCAGAUGAUGUUACACGGUCACUGAAUCAACCACACAGUGAAGUAUAUGACAGUUACCCUCAGGCACACGUCUGCUUAAUCCUUCAUACAUGUUCUUCCCCAUGAGGUUGUUAACUGAAGCUGGAUAUGAGUCACACAUGAAUCUAAACUCAGAAAUGUUUCAGCAGCAAAGGGAGCUUUUAAUUAUUAACAUUUUUUUCUGAAGAAAAAAAGGAAUUCUUUGUGUGAGGCGUCCCUGCACCAUGCUUGUGUUCUCGUUUUCAUCUGGGGGAGGAUGUGGUUUAGCUACUUCCUCUCUCACUAACAUGCCCCUGCUCUUUCUCCUCUGACCUUUCACCAAAGCUGGGAGGACAUCAUUUAGAUAUCUUUGUGUUAAUUUGUCUCUAUUUCCCUCCUUUUUUGUUUCUCCUUGGAGCAGAAAUCAAACAAAGAAUUCAAACUGAGUGUGUUUUUGUUUCCUCUUCUUCUCUCUGCAGAAGUCGGAUCAUGGCCAGGUGUUGUUGGAUGCCGUCUUUAAGCACCUGGAGCUGACUGAGAGAGACUACUUUGGCCUGCACUUGGCUGAUGACUCCUUGGAUUCACCAGUCAGUAUGGUUUUUGGUCUUUUUGAUCCACAGGGCUGUGUGUGAGUGUGUGUUUGUGAAAGCCAGCGUGAAUUCAGCACCAUAUCCUGAUGUCACACUCAGAGUGGGGAGCUAAAAAUUGAUAAUGUGGCUCCAGGAUUGACCUGCUUGUGAAAAAGAAAGCGGAUAGUGUUCAUUUUAGGGGAAUAAAGUACAACUGGGAGCGCUGGGAGCCCCGCUACCAUGCCAGUGUCAGGGUCGUCCAGCGGUCUCAGAUCUUGACUGUACCGAUGCGCGGGAGGAGAGGUGGGGAGACAGCCUGCCGGCUUUGCGCUGUGCGGCACGGGUGAGCCGGCUGGACCCCCGGCUGCAGGGCCCUCGGCCAGCCCGAUCGAAGAAUGCAGGGAGGCCAACCAGGGCAGAGUGGCAGCGGAGGCCGAAACCAGCUGUGGUGCCAGAGCCGAGGGCGAAAGACCGGUGAUCCUGGAGGCCUGACUCAGGGAUAUAUGUUUGGCUUGAGCUGAAGCUACGGAUAUGAAGCCCUCCAGCAGCCUAUCCUUCUCACGGAGAUCAUUUUGCAGACGAGAAAGCUUCUCUUCCAACUCUUUAAGCUCUGUUUGUACCUGGGUGAUCAGAUCAGAAGUGAAGGGACUUAAGUACAGGUGUAAAUGAACUGCAAUGCAUGAUGAAGACAGGUUGAGAUUGGAGGGUAAACCAAAGGACCCCUGUCUGUCUCUCAGCAUGUGAUGUGAUCAGUGCAGGAGGUUAAUGGGUGCAGCGCAUUUAAUAUAACACGUGAAGAAGUAUUGUCAACGCACAGUAUGUUAUUUGUAUUUCUGAGACAGCAUUUCAGUUCUUUUUUGUGAGGAAUGAUCCUACACCGAGGAGGUAAGAGUAGAGACAGAAGAGGUGGCCAACAAGUAAUUUGUCAAAUUUAAGUUCUUAUCAAUUUCAAUUUCAAUAAGCUUUAGUGGCAUGACUGUUUCUACAAUAUUGCCAAAGCAUUUCAACACAACAAUAACAAUAACAACAACAAUAAUAAUAAUAGUAAUAACAACAACAAUAAUAAUAAGAACAAUAACAACAAAAACAAUGGUAAUAAAAAAAAUAAUAAUAAUAAUAAUUACAAUAUUAAUAAUAUUAUUAUUAUUACUGUUAUUAUUAUUAUUAUACAAUAAUUAUAAUAACUAUAAUAAUAUAAAAUGUAAAUAUAAAUAUGACUCUUUCCUGGCUUUGCGUUCAUACCGUUUGGUAUCAUUCAAGGUUUUUUAAAGUCAAAUGAAGGCAAAUGAGGCUCCAGGAUGAUUUGCAUAUGAAGCGGGUUAUAAGUGAUCACUGGAGGCACAUUGGAGCGACAUGCUAAUGCAGAGUGAGGACGCUUAGACUUGGUGCUACCUACUUAUGACAUGUGACCACUUCUGAAAUGUAACCGUAUUGAUAGGAAGUGCUUUAAUUCUUCCCUGAGUGUGACUUCAUGUGAAGAUGUUGUAUUAUAUUAACAUAAGCUGUCUCUGGUUCAGGCUUAUACAAUUAAAUGCAUCACGACUCUCUGUGUGCAUUGAUCUAUAUGGAAUCCAUGCAUCACACUGCAUAUAGUAUAUUUGUGUGGGUGUGUUCUAUGCACUGUGUUUGUGUAUUUCUGAAGGUGUGUGUCUGUGUGUGUGUGUGUGGUGAAUAAUUAACGUUGUGUUUUCAUGCUGUGGGAGCGUUCUGGUGUCUCUAAGUGUCUCUCAAUCAAUAUUUUACAGCGCUGGCUCGAUCCCAACAAGCCCAUCAGGAAACAGUUAAAAAGUAGGUGAAAUCCACAACAUACCACCUUAACUUAACCAGCUCCGAGCAUUUUCAGGAAUCAGCACAAAGGUCUGAAAGCUGAGGCAGUUCUUUCAGGUCCAACUUAGUCGCUGGAGUUUCAGAGCAUGGCAGCUAUUGGGAGCAGGCGUGUGCAGCUUCAGUCUCACUUCCAGUUAAUGAUCCCCACUCCACCUAAAGCCAAAGUGUCCAGUUAAAAAUUCUCAAUCUGCCUUAAGCGACGGGUAAACUUCAUUUCAACUCGACUCCUUUUUGAUAAUGAGUAAUAGAAUUUGUAACAUGAAGAACAAUUAAGACGUAGCCCAAGUGAGAAACGCAGCCCCCCUGGAGCAGUGAUUGAACUGUGUUUCAACUCUGUUUUAUGCGGGGUGACUGUUUCAUUGAGGAACAACAAGAGAGUUUUUCUUUUAACACAGUUCUUUGAAUUAGGCUGUUUUGUUAGUACAAAUGUAAGCUUUCUUUUUUUACCCUCCGGCUCAUUUAUCCCACUUGUUUGUGUCCUUGAAUGUCAAGAAAUAGCCAAAGCCUACAAAAACAAUGUCAGAAUAAGUAUCUAUGUCAUCAACUGCAUCAAUUAGGACUACAUGUUUUCAGCUAAUAGAGAAAUAUAAAGUAAAUGUUACUGUAUAUUACAUUUACAAAUCUGCCUCGAUGUGAUUUCCUCUUUAACUUCAUUUUUUCCAGGAGGGUCUCCCCAUAACUUAGGCUUCAGAGUCAAAUUCUUUGUCACAGACCCCGGCAAACUUCAGGAAGAAUACACACGGUAAGAGAGCAAAAUUUACAGAGAAAUAUAACGCAAAAUAUCUAUUUUCCAUCCAUGCAAAAGCUCGAUAUUAUCUGAUGGAAGGUUCGUGAGAUGGUGAAGGUAUAUGUUCAUACAAAUGCAUCAUCCCUGUCCCUUUAGUUACUGUGUUUUCAUGAUUUCAUCCAGUGUGUGACAGGAUUGUUGUUACUUACUGAUAGUAGAGCUGCCCAGUCGCUGUUUUUACGCAGCUUCAUUCAGAAAAAGAGAGAGAGAGAGGGUUAAUCUUGCCUGAAAAUGAAGAGACUUUCUCUGGGGUGUUUCUAGUUGAAUUCACUCUUGACUCUCUACCUGCAUCAGAAAGUCGAAGACCAAAAACAAACCGUUUGAUCGCAGCUCAUGCUGUCCCAGUAGGGCGUUUCUGUAAUUAUCCUUUUCUCAGAUUAGCUGGUACGUUUAAACAUGCCAGCCAUGGUGAAGCCGGCGCCGAUACAUAAUUAUCAACCUGCUGCUGUAUAUGACUACACUGAAGUAGAUUCAUCAUUACAUUAAACUGCUGGCUCUCUGCCACUGAAGUAAACAAUAAGUACAAUCAUCAAGAUGGAGAGUAGAUCUGCAAACAGGGUACACAAUGUCCCACAGAUCAUUGUGUAUAAAGGCACAUAUAUACCACAUGUGUAAGUGUAUGUCUCCUCAGUAGAUGUGAAAUUCUAAUUUAAAAGUGGAAUACAUGAAAAUAGAUUUGGGGGUCUUAUUACAUGGAUUAAACUGAUACCUUGGGAGAGAGUUUGUUUCUCUGAUGGAUGCAGGCUCAUUAAAGCAAAAUAAGAAACCUGUAUGUUUCAUAUCAGGUUCAUUAUGAUGCCUCCAGCCCACAGCUAUGCAAACAUAAGGUCUGCAACAGUGCGCUCUACAUAAACAACAUGCAGAGGAGGCGUCACAGCACCAUAUCGCCUUUUCUGCCUGCUGUUUAUUUCAGUCUCUCAGUCGUGGCCUCGCUCCCUGAGCCUCAUUAACACUUAGUAUACAGCUCGUUACAGCAGGGAGCGAGCUUUGGAUCUGACAGGCUGAUCUGAUGCUGGUCUGAAACCCAAUCCUGAUAGAUUUGUCUGAACUGCCCCAUCUGCACUGAGAAUUUUAGAAAGAUGCAACAAAAGACUCCCAACUGUUCAGCUGCUGAGAGCCGAUGUUUGACAUGUUGUUUUUGUACUAUUUCCUAUAGAAUUAAGAGUUUAUAAUAAUAAUAAUACAUUUUAUUAUAACCCGCUUUUACAAGUGCUCAAAGACGCUUUACAAGAAACAUAAUUAAAAUACAGAAAAUUUGGAGUAAUAGACCAACAAUAUAAAAGGUUAAAAAAGACAUGACAUGAAAAGACAAUAAAAGAACAGUUUACAGGUUAAAAGCCAAUUUAACUGAAAGUUUAGAUGGUUUGAAAAUCUAAAUUCAGUUUUUAUAAACAUUUGACCAAGUGUCUCAACUAUUUCAAAAGCUUCUGCCAAAAGGUUUCCAUUCACAGCGACUCCCAUCAGAAGUAUCUCUUUAAUAAUCCGACAGGCAGGUCUGUCUAUAACCAGUGAACACAAAGAAAGUGACUGUUUCUUUAUCCUAACGUGGCGUGUUGUCCUCCCUCAGGUACCAAUACUUUCUCCAGAUCAAGCAGGACAUACUUACUGGAAGGUGAGUGUGCAACAGACGUGCGUUUAUUGGCGCAGUAAGCUCAUAAAGGCUGCUGUGAUACAAGUGUUAUUGUGGCGCUGGAGAGUGCUAAUGGUCAUUAUUCUCUCAAGAUGUUAAGGGUAGCUCCUCCUCGGUUAGAUAAAAAAUCAUCUAGAUGUCCAUUACUGUUGAUGUUACUCUUUGAAACGAUCUGUACGUUUUAAUUCUAUCCAAGAAUCAGUGUCUAUACGUCUCAUUGUUUGUGUGUCUUUGUGUGUUCUUGUGACUUCCAGAUUGCCCUGUCCACACAACACAGCCGCACUGCUGGCAUCCUAUGCUGUUCAAUGUAAGUAGUGCUCCCUGGAUGCAUCCACUCUGCACAGCAAUGGAAAGGCAAUUCAUUAGGCCGCUCUUAAGCUGCACACACUGUUAAAUGUAAUGACUGUGGUUGCUCCAGUGCCUUUAUAGCUGGUGCUCUGAAGCCAUUAUGAUUCAAUUAAGCUGUGUGGUGAUAUUUGAUGGCGUCUGCAAUGAUAUGAAUAUUCAUUGUAAUGCCGGCUCUGUUUUUUUUUUUCCCGUGUAAAGGACUCCUUGUAGUCAAAUCUGGCACAGCUGCGAAUGAAAUAUUCAUCUAAAAUUGUCCUUUAAUACAGAAAAAGAGCUGAAUACAUAUUUACAUGCAGUUAUCAAGAGUCAAUAAUUUGCUAUAAGGACUCAAAUCUGGACUCAGAUCUAGACUAGCCAAACAAAGAUAUGAUACAGCCUUCAGGAGUCCUCUUGUCGUCUCGCUUGCUUUUCGGUUCCAACACCUUCUGCCUCCAUGAAGCCAAAACCGCUGGUUUAAAAACAUCUCUCCAGACCCACAGUUGUGUCUAUGCCAGCGGACUUUCAGCCUCAGUGCUAAUCUCAUCUACUGUUGUGAUGUAGCGUGUGGGUUAAAUGCUGACUGGGCCCCUCUGUCAUCACAAUAAUGACUCCUGACACACUGCUCUGUCUGUCCGUCUCACUCGCUCUUUCUCUUUUUACUGCAGCUCAUUGUUUUCACGCAGCCUGUUUUGCCUUCUGUCUGUCUCUUUCUUUUAUCUCUGUUUAGUCUUUCACGUCACUCCCUGCUUAUCCCUUUUUUCACACUCACACACCCUCCCCUCCCUUCCUCUCUCUCUCUCUUAUCCCCCCUCUCUCUUCUGCUGCCUCCCUCCUCCCUCUUCCACCUCUCUGGCAUAUUUUGUGGGGAAUUUGCAGAGCUACUGUAUAUAGGUCAGUGAAGAGAUUUGGUCUAGACUACCAACAUCAUGACACUACUGCUUUUACCCACAUGCAUGCACACACUCUGUUGCUAGGUGCAUGUUGUCACUUCGCUCAGUGCCAGCCCAGAUUAUGAAGAUAAAUGUUUGCUUUGGGAAAAACGGCUUGAAGCAGCUGCUAUGCUGCUAAUUCAGUUAGCUGGGCCCAAGUGCCAGCAGUGAUCACUCUAAAUCCUACACUAAAGCAUGCAUUCUCAAAACACCACAAAUCCCACCCAGCAGGCCUGAAGUCUUGUUGAAAAUUGACCAAAUGCUGUCUGAAAAGCGUAGCAUCCCCCCCUCCUCUGUUUCGAGGCGUUUUGGUGAAAGAAAUCUUGAAGCAGGAGAUGUGGGCUUGUGUAAUGCAGCAUUUCACAUGUACAAAAAUGUUGCAUCAUCAAACAGUUUAACACCUUAAAAGCUGGUUUGUCAUUGAUUUGCACACUCCUGCGUCUUUCAUGUGUUUAACGGUGACAGUGGCCAGUGCUGAGGCGUGAACAAACGCACAGAUUUCCAUACAUUGUUAGUUGAAAAUGUGGGGAAAUCACACACAAACACACACAUAGAGAACUUAUGAAGCCAUCAUCAUCUCAAAUGGAGAGUAAAAUGUCUUGCUAGUGCUUAAUUUGUCAAUAGAAGAAGUUAGGUUUUGCUCGUUUUUCCUCUUGAAAGUGGAUUUCACUUCAAACACAAAUACAAAAACAGAGAUCAGGCUGUCAGCUCAUCUGUGAGCUUUAUUAGCCUUAACAUUAAACCUUGUUAAAGUAAUAACUGCUGCAUUAAAAAAGAGAAAAAAAACACAACAUUAGCCCUCUGUGUGGAGAUGUAAGCUAUUGACCAGAUAUAAACUUCUCCCUGGAGUGUGCACAUCAAUAAGUGGUGCAGCUGGAAUUGAUUGGUGGGUCAAUAUGCUUAGGCUACUGGCUGGUAAGGUUAGUCCAGGGACUACUUCAGCCAAUUGAUGGUUUUGAGCUUCAGCUGCCAGCUAGUGAGCUAAUGGCUUUGGGGAUUUGCUUUGUGCUCAUUCCCUCUCAGAGGACUGAAGGAUGACAGAGACCCGGGAAUAAUGUUUCGUAUCUUAGUAUUUGAAAUCUCUCCUUUGGGCAUCUGCUGUAUGAAACCCAGUCAUUAAUAAAGAGCCAAAACACAUCAUUAUGCUUGUAUGCAUUAUGUAGAAAUUUCAGACAAGUUCUUAGAAAUAUUAGCUGUAAGUAUCUCAGUCAUUUGUAUAUAGAUUAUUAUUUUUAUAUUAUGUCUGCAAUAUGUACAAUGUCAAACUCUUUCUGGGGCAAAUAUUCAGUUUGUUCACCUGGAUACAUCAGUUGCUAUUUGACUAAAAGUACCCAGAACUUCUAUUCCCCUGAGCACGGUUAGCGUUUCAAGCGGGAAGUCUUUUACACCAGAACUUAAUUUAGACUCUAGUUCCUGCAGUCAAAAUGCACAGAGUCCCUCAAAAGGUCCAGGAAAGUUCUUGGUACUUGUAGUCAAAUGGCACCUUUGGUCACUGAUGUAUUCAGGUGCUAUUUGACUAAAAGUACCCAGAACUUUACUGGAUCUUUUAAGGAACUCUGUGAAUUUCUGCUACAGGAACUAGAGUCUAAAUUAAGUUCUGGAGUAAAAGAUUUACCCCUUGAAACCCUAACCCUGCGAAGGAGAAGAGAAGUCCCUGAAACUAAAAGUUCUGGGUAAUUUAAGUCAAGCAGCAGUUUCAGGGACGCCUCUUCCCUGCAGCAGGGUCAGGUUUUCAAAUCUUUUACACCAGGACUUAAUUUAGACUCUAGUUACUGUAGUCGAAAUGCAGAUAGUUCCUCAAUAGGUCCAGGGAAAGUUCUCGGUACUUGUAGUCGAACAGCACCUGAAUACAUCAGUGACUAAUGGUGCUAUUGGAUUAGAAGUACCCAGAACUUUCCUGGAUCUUUUAAGGAACUCUGUGCAUUUCUACUACAGGAUCUAAAGUCUAAAUUAAGUUCUGGUGUAAAAGAUUUACCCCUUGAAACCUUAACCCUGCUUGGGAGAAGAGAAGUCCCUGAAACUAAAAGUUCUGGGUACCUUUAGUCAAGUAGCAGUUUCAGGGACUUCUUCUCCCGCAGCAGGGUCAGGGUUUCAGAUCUUUUAUACCAGAACUUAAUUUAGACUCUAGUUCCUGCAGUCGAAAUGUACAGAGUUCCUCAAAAGGUCCAGGAAAGUUCUUGCAGUUUAAAAGCACCUUUAGGGUAAAGUGAGGCUGAGAACCCAAAACAGUGUAAAUAAAACUUUAUUUUAUUUUGGAGUGUUGCAAAACAGAAAACCAUCCACUAACAAUGUUACCACAUCUCAGUACCGGCCUACUACAUGCUGCAAUAACUUGACGUUUGGCUUUAUUCAAGAUCUAAAAAAUGUAGUAACACUAACUUACAGACCUGUGUACAAUAGGCACAUGUUUAAUCCUUAAUGCUUUUAUUCUGAAAGGAUAGGACAGCCGUGGAUAGAGCAGGAAACUAGGAGAGAAAGUGAGGAGUGACAUGCAGUAAAGAGACUCCAGAUUGGAAUCAAACCAGGGCCACCCACUUGAGGGCUACGGCUCCUGUACGGAAAGAGAGGCGCCCGAUUUAACCACCAGGCCAAACCAAUAAAGCAGAACGAUUUCAGUAUCUUCUGGGUUUUGACACUCAGUCUAGAUUCAGAGGCAUCCUUUACUUUAUGUGGAUGUUAUGGUAGAUGAUACUUUUUUAAUUAAGGAGGAUUGUUAAAGGCUGUGAGAGUUUUCAGCUUAGGUGUGAAGAUAUAUUUCUUUUCCUGGUUGUGAUUGUAAAAGCUCCAAGGCUCCAUCUGUUAACUGAUUCACAGCUCAAAGAAAAUAAGAAAUAUCCAACUGUGUGAGUAAAGACGGUGAGGGAAGAGAUGUACAGAAAGAUGUCUAAUGAAGAUGUACAGUUUUCUAAUGAGAUAAAGGCAAUAUAGUCCCCGUUAAAGGUGUUUUUUAGGGUUAAUAAUGCAUCAUGGCGCGGGAUAAUGUUCUCACAAUGUUUUUACAACUCUGAGCAGAGCAAGUCUCUUUGUUCGAGAACACAAGGUUAAUCAGGUUUUGAUUUGGGUAAAUUCACGCUAGGAUAUUACAAGUUACUCAAAAAAAUGUCACAACAGGUUUUUGUUAAGGGAUGAUUAUGAAUCAUGCUUGUUCACAAAAGGUUUGGACCUUUGUGUCACUCUUGUUUUUGUUUCGCUAUCGCUGCCUUUUCUCUGCGCUUUGACUGCCAAAUUGAGACGGUGGAGAUGCGAUGACGAUUUUAUUCUUUUCUCUCUCUCUCUCUCUGUAGCUGAGUUGGGGGACUACAGUGAAACGGAGCACUCACAAGGCUAUCUGUCGGAGUACUGCUUUAUCCCCAACCCCCCACAAGACUUCCACAAAGAGGUCUCCAAACACCACCAGCAGCACAGGUACGAUGUUAUACAGGAGGAAGAACCUGCAAUCGAAUGUAGGGACAAGAAACUGGCAGAUUUAACCCUUCUUGUGUUUGUGUUUUUUUUUCUUUUAUUGCUUGUAUUAUUGCAGAAACAGUGACAACAACUCUCUCUCUCUCUUGUUGUGUUGUUUCCUCUCUCUUCUCAGUGGUCUAUCUCCUGCCGAGUCAGAGUUUAAUUAUCUGAACACAGCACGCACGCUGGAGCUCUACGGGGUGGAGCUGCACUAUGCAAGGGUAAGUAAGGUUUUACCCACUGACUUCUCACACCUAUCUGCUUCACGGCUUGUGUGUCCAUAUGUGUGUGUGUGUGUGUGUGUGUGUGUGUGUGUGUGUGUGUGUGUGUGUGUGUGUGUGUGUGUGUGUGUGUUUGUGAGGGGGUUCAGAGCCUUCAGUGAGGGUUUCUGCAUGUCUUCAUAUGUUUGUUUGUGUCCUGUUGAAAUCUUUGGCUUGCUCUCCUCUCUCUCUGCUCCACAAUAACUGUGAGAAGUACAAGAUAAAGAAAAAAACAAACCCAGGUCCACUUUUGAGCAGAGGUUUCAGAGUUUAUCCAUCAAGGGGGACCUGUAGUUUAGGGCUGUGAAAGUCUUAAAUCUAUAAGUUCAAUAUUUUAUCAUCUAGAGCUGCCACCAUAUCCGAUUUUCCCAGUAAGACUAUUGUGACCAUAAAAAUCUCAACGUCUUUAGCAGGAUAACUACGGAAAACUUCAAAAUAAAACAUCAAAAUUAGUCAAACUAAGGAAAUUUACUCAACUCAUCUUUAUUUAUAAAUCACUACAAAACAACCCCAGCUGAACAAAGUGCUGCACAUAAAUAGACAAAAAAAAAAUUUCAGACAUUUCAACAAUUAAAAACAAUAUACCAACAUAGAUAAUAAACUCUAAAAUAAUUGUUUUAUUGUUUUUAAAAACAAAUUUAAAAACAAAGAAGUGUAUGACAAUGAUGAUCAAACACAGUACUUCAUAAUGCAGUCAUUAUCCAUUUCUUAAUUAAUUCAGUUGUAUAUGUUUCCCUUUACUCAUGAUCCACAACCACCCCCUGUGCUUUUAUUUUGAAGGAUACUACUUCAUUAGAUCGUAACCCUCCGCAGAGCUUUAACACAGUAUCAGUCUUAAAUGGAUGAUUAUCAUCACUACCCGGAUAAUGUGACAGCCCUGUUAUCUUCAAAAUAACUACUUUGCUAACUAAAACUUACAUUUCAAAAUCAUGCCUCAACGUCAUAAUCAUGAAAGAGAAGGAGAAGAUCUUCAUGAAAUGGGUCACACUGUUUUCAAGAACAGACUGUGUCAAUCUGAGUUCAUUCGCAGUCUUAAGGUUUGUUAUCUAAUUAGGCUGUUUAACGACUUUGUUUUGACAAAUAUCAAAACUUAAUAGAUUAGUUCUGCCGUCUUUUAAGUAGCAAAAGAAAAUCCUGUUCCAGCUUUCAGUCAUCAUAAGACCGCAUUUGUCACGCAGGAUGUAGAGCGUAUUGUGUAAUCUCCCACUUCUAAAUAUAUAAUCAAUGAGAGCACAAAUUGUCCCGCACUAAUUGUUAUAAUAUUACCGUGUGUGUGGGUUUCCCUUUGUGUUUCUCGAACAUCUACUCCCCUGUUCCUAGUAAUGUCUUCCUUUUGUACUCUCAUGUUUUGCUCAGUGUUUUCAUUGUGCUCCGCUCGCCUCCCCUGUCUCCGUCUUCAGCACGCUCGCACUCCCUCACCCACUCUUUCUUCCCUCUCCCUCCCCAGGACCAGAGCAACACAGAGAUUCUUAUUGGGGUUAUGUCUGCCGGGAUUGUGGUUUACAAGAACAGGGUACGGAUCAACUAUUUCCCAUGGUAAGUGACACAGCCACGCACAAAACAUAAAAUUACAUGAGUCAUUAAAUGGGCUGGUUCUCCAGCCAAGUGUUGCUGCAGUAUUUAUCUGCCGCUAUUUCAAGCCUAGUAAAUAAUCCUAGAAAAUAGAACGAACAAUAAAAACAAAAACAACCGAGCGAGUUAAAAAGGCAGCUUUGAGAUGAGUAUUUAUACGGUAGCACAACAAGACAUCUGCUGUGAGUAUUUUAGGACUAUAAAGAUUAUAUUAAGACCAGAACGCAUACUAAGGCGCCAUCAGGGUCAUGGCUAAUUUGACCGAUGGGUGCUCUUCUAUUUUUUAUUAGGACACUGUGUAGCUUUCACAAAACAGGUUGUGUUUCUCAGCUGGGGGCUUUUGGACUUUGAGGCCUGAACACAAGCUUCCUGUGUUAAAAUAUGAAGCACAAAAAUAGUGCGGUUCCUUACAGUCUUUCAUAAAUUCUCAUUAAUUUCAAGAAAAUAUCAGGAGGAGGACAUCUUUUAGGGAGUUUGUUGUUUGGUGAAGUAUAUUAAUCAACUUUUUUUUGCACUGCACAAAGUCACCAAAAGUUUUUUCAUAUGCCAAACUCACAGAUCAUUCUAGACUCCACUUUUUGUGAACCAACAGUGACCCUGUAGUUUUAACAAGCACUUUGCAGUAGUGAAAACAAACAGGGUUCAUGUGUACCUGAAAACAGUUUUUAUGUCUUUGAACCCUGACCCUGAGAUGUUAGUUAAGCAUUAGAGGUUAAACAGCUGAGUUUCACCAUUCAGAAAAAACCUCCAGGUUCUGAUUGUAGCCAACUGCAGAGCUCCCGCCAGCCUCAGGUGUAACUUGGUGGACGGUGUAACAGAGCUCCUUCUCAAACGAUAUCUUUAUAUCAAAAACAGCCAUGAUUUGGAUCUUUACUGGAGCGGUCGCAUUCCUAUUGCCAUGCUCUCUGUGGGUCAAAAGUCAUUAUUGAGAAGAAGAAGAAGAAGAAAACACUUAUCGUCUCUCCCCUCUCGUCUCCUUCACACUAGAUGUUCUUGUCACAGAAACACCUCCAUGUCAAUAAAUCCACAGCCAAGUGCACUAUCAGGGGCCCCUUCCUGCUGAAAAAAACACUGCCUUAUAUUUUGGUGACCUCUCACAGAGUGAUUAUUGGCAUAGCAUAUUAAUAUUUAAGCUGUAGUUGAUCUUUUCUAGAAAUUUGCAGAUGAUUCCACCAGAUUUUUCUGGGGACAGAGAGCUUAAUAUUAAACUAGUUUUCCUGGAAAUAUUACAGGCACUAAAUCUAGUCGCUGUCUCUCUUUCUCGUCCCAUUUUAUUUAUUUAUUUUAUUUCUCUCUGUCUAAUUCACUUACUCUCAUCACUCUUUAUGUUCCUGGCUCUGGUUCUCUCUCCAAAGCAUUGAUUCUUGGAAAUCUCCCAUGCUCUGCCGCUGCACAGUGGGAGGCUAAACAUUUAUGGGUGCUGGGGGUUGGAUAGUAUCUACUCAAAUCCCUGUAUCUCUGGGAGAUAAUUAACUGGUGUGUAGGCUUAACACACACAAACACACACUCUACAGGGACAUCAGAAGGUCUGAAAACAGUUCGAUUAGUUUGACACGAAUAUCACGCUGAUAUGUAGAUAACUGUUAGGGUUAUGCUUACAUACAGCACAUAGUUGUCAUCAUGAGCAUUAUAAACUUCCUGUUUACUCGAGAAUAAAGUAGCUUUAAGUUUCAUAGAAGUUUCCCUCUGUGUGCGGAGGUGUGGCUUAUUCAUGCUGACAAGCUCAUCCUCGUCCGGUUUAAGAUAGUCAGGGAUGAUGGUGUGGCUAAAGACAGGAAGAGAGUUGUCAGCUAAAAAUGCUCCAGUGUCAUGUGCACAGCUGGUUUCGUUUAAUACUCUUAUAAACAUGCAUCUCGCAAGCAAACAGGACAUUCGUGUGGCCGAUGUGCGUUUUUAUGUUGCAGGGCUGAAAACGAGAACAAACAGUCAAAGCUCAAACAGCAGAAGACGAAAAAAAACAGCUUAAGUCAGAGAGUGUGUGUGUGUGUGUGUGUGUGUGUGUUUGCAUUUGUGCAUAUCCCGUCAGUUGAGCUAAAUUUAGAGAUCAACAGUGGUGUCCCCAACAGCUGUCCUCUGCCAUGUGUGAAAAGGAGAGAGGAGUGAGACACAAAAUAGUCAACAGUGCCUCCUCUGCUUAUCUUCAGAGAUUUGCUCUCUCUCUCUCUCUCUCUCUCUUCUCUUCUCUGUUUUAUAUCUUCACCUUCUUUGUAACCGAGGCUCAUUGUUCCUGCUCCACUCUUGUCUCUUCUCAUAGUGUCUCCUCUCUCCCUUCUCAUCUUUUUUUCAUCCUCCCUUUUAUGCGAUAAACUGUAAGAUACUGUAAGGAAGGGUCAAGAAUCCAGAGAGGCAUUUCGAUUUUUUUUUUCUUUUUUUGCGCUUCUUUCCUAUUUCUGUUCACAGCAGCUUGACAAAUGAGCCACACUUAGAUGGGGCAUGACUCACGCUCUGCCUAAGCAUGUGUGUGUCUGUGUUUGUGUGUGUUUCUUCCAUGCAAGUGUGUGUGAGUAAGUAUGUAAAAUAUAUUUAGCAGGGAGCGAUGAGUCACAGCAGCAACAGAGCUCUAGGAAGGGAUUAUGUUACUCUGCUGCUCAUCAGCAGACCUCUUACUGCGGCUGUGCGUAUGUCGGCCCUCUGUUUCUAACGUUAGUAUAUACCGUCUCUACCUCUGAAGAUCUGCAUCCAGGACUAUCACCUCAGAGAAGAUUAACGGCCUUAAAAACCACAGGGUUCCUCCAGUAUGGUGUUAGUCCUUAGACCCUCUCCGUCCAGUUUCGGAAGAGAGGAAGGGGUUGGAGGUUAAAUGAACAGUUGGGAUGUGACACGUGGAUCAGCUUACUGAACAGGCGGUGCAUUGACACAUGUGCAUCAAAUUCUAUUUAUUGAUUCCUGAAAGAGAGGGUCGGGAUGUGCCGUGCCAGCUAUGAAUGCUUUGGGUGUGUUGGACUUGGACUCGUGUUUUAGAAAUUGUUCCAACUUUUAAAUUAAGCAGAUUUCACUAAUAACCAUAUAUAUAUAUAGUAGGAGUGGUAACAUAUUUAAGAUUUAGGUAAUUAGAUAGAUCUGUUAUUGAGAUCAUGGUGACUGUUUUUGAUUCAGAGGUUCAGAUGCUUAGAGAAAUUUGUGUGUACGCAGCGUUUUAAAGCCAGCCUCAUGUGGGCCCUCAAGGAACUUCAGUUUUACCACUUCUGCACUGGCUUCACAUUUUAAGACCUGGAGUUGCGAAAUGGUUUGUCUGCAAAAGUAACAAAAAAUCCCACAGAGAAAGAUUCUGUGAAAAUGUGGUGAGUUUUCAGAGGGAAAGGAGAAGUGAACUUUUGAGAUUUAUUUUGAUGGAUCUGUAAAGUGUCUCAGGAUAAAGCACAGCUUUACCAAGAAGGGGGUUUUAGAUUUUAUUAAAGCACCCCUGAGGAAGUGAAACAGCUGAUAUUGAAACGGCUAUAAUUCAGGCAGCGUGCAGAAAAACUUUUUCCAACCUCAAAGCUGCUGUGAGGAACUGUCAGGAACCUGUGUAAGCAGUCUUUCAAACAAAAAAAAACUUAUCCUGUUGUUUUUAGACGUUUGUCAUGGAAAAAGUUACAAAACAGAGAAAGGACAUUUUUUCCUGGUUGCUGUCAAUCAUCUGGUCACACACCCGCCCCCUCACACUGGUUUUAUACAUCAAAAAUUACAACUGAGAGGUAGUUACUGUAAAAGUCCAUAAAGCAGGGCUCCUACACAAGUAUGGAAUAGUAUGGAAGUAAUUUGAUCAAUUUUCAGUAUGGAAAAAUAUUUAUGUCAACAAACUAUAUUACCACAGUUAUAAAAUGCUGUUUUCUAAAACAGAAAAGAAGGUAUUUCCAAAAAUAAUUCUAAAAAGUAGGGUAUGGAAAAGUAUGGAAAUUCCAACUGUGUAGAGACCCUGACAAAGAGACAUUCGUGUCAGUUUCUGUUUCUUUCUCAGCCUUUAAAAAAACUCCUCACUGCACCUUUAAAUGAAACCAAAAAUGGGCUGAAAUGUAGAGAAGUUUAAGAAAAUGCAACACUGUGAUUUUUUUGUGUCCUUCUGCUUUCAGGUUGAAAAUCGUCAAAAUCUCCUUCAAGUGCAAACAGUUCUUCGUCCAGCUAAGGAGAGAGGCGGUGAGUGCACACAAAUGCACACACACACACUCACUUACAUACAUGCGCACACAUGCGCCAUCUCCCUGCCACAGAUGUGUCAAGCUCACUGAACAGAUGGGCUUUAUCCAAAAUGUGUGUGUCUCCGUACAUACUUCCUCUAUAUGAGCGUACGAUGUGCUUAAGAGCGACGUCUGCAUUUGUGUGAGUUUAAUCAGAGUCAGAUUAACCCCCUGCUGGCUGUGUCCUGGUUGACUGUGCUUUAAUCCCCCGACUGUGUCCUGCAUCUCUUGUUUGACACGUGGAUCUCUUUUCUCUGCUUAACGCAAACAGACAGCUUAUCUGUCACCUUCACAGUCAGCUUGAUGUUUAUUUCCAUCUGCAGAGUCCACAGUUACUUUUCUCCCUCCUAACUUCAAGUUUUAUCCUAUUUUCUCUUAGUUUAGGUUGUGUUCAUAAAUGUACUGCUUGCGUUUUUCCUCCCUCCUCCUUUGUCAUACUCCUCCACAUCUUGUCCACCUGCUGCUAUCAAGUUUUGGUCUUUUUUUUUUCAGUCUCUCUUCCUUUGUUUCUCUCGACCUCUGAUUCAUGCUCAAAUGAAUAAUCAAGCUGAGGGAGUUCAGUCCAAACAGCUCCAAAGCCUGUUCGUCUAAAGUAUUGCCCCCUUUGGCAACCUGAAAGUUUAAAUGGAAAUAUUUUGAAUUUUAAGUUUUAAAACGUUGGAUAUUCAUUUUAAUCAAAUGCCUCUAGGCUCUGCAGAUAGAGCACAUUAAGCCUGAUAAACGGUGACAAUUUAAGUUGCUUUGAUAAUCACAGAAGCGGUGACUGUUUUUCUACUGACCUGCUUUUGAAUUUAAUAGAAACUCAGUUUGUAAAAGCUUGACAUAAAGUCAUCAUUGAACACUCUCUGAAUCCACUCCUCGGCUGGUAAAAGCCAGGGCAGUGAGAUUGCAAAGCAGACCAUAAAUAGUACAUAACUUUGAUUAUUAUGAUUAAAGCACACUUUCACAAAAAACUGUUUAAUAGCUUAAUUUAAUGAAGGAACUGUUGAGUAUUUAGCUUUGAAUUGGCUUUGAAUAAUGAAGUAUUUGUAAAAUAUUUUGCUGGAAAUAAUAACCAAACAAUUGCAAAAGUGAGCUGAAGGAUCAAAAAAUCAAAAUAAAUGACUGAAAGUCAUGAUUAAACUUUGAAACAGUAAAACCUAAAAUAAAGAGUGGGUAACAUGUUGUAAUAGCAAGCUGAAAGCAUUGGCAAACAUCUGAAACUACUAAAUCUCGUAAUGCAAUAUUCUCAUAAAUCAUCGACAAAAUAUGGCUUAAAGCAUUUGUUCUCCUGAAGUGAAGGAUUAAAAAUGAAAAAAAAGAAGAAAAACUGUCAGAUAAAGUCUGAAAACAUGAAGCUAAAACAGAAACUGUUAAAAACGGCACUUCAUGUGACAAAACUCUGGCGAAAAUAUUUAAUAAAAUAAGUUUUAAAGUUUUGGUUAGACUCAUUUUAUCUUAUAAAUCUAACUUUAGUGUUCUCCAGCGGCUCUCUAACUGCUCUGCCUCCCCGCACACAGACUGAGACUCGAGAGACGCUGCUGGGUUUCAACAUGGUGAACUACCGGGCCUGUAAAAACCUGUGGAAGGCCUGCGUGGAGCACCACACCUUCUUCAGACUGGAGAGGCCCAUCCCGCCUCAGAAGAACUUCUUUGCUCACUACUUCACCCUGGGCUCAAAGUUCAGAUACUGGUAAGGACACAGAGAAAAUAAAAUCCACAGAGCAAACAGGGAGUCUCUGAGAAGUCAGCCAGACAGACAGAUGGACGUGCUCAGACACAGACACACACACACACAUGCAGCAGACUUGUAGAUGGCAUGUUUGUUUGGAAGCUGAUGCAGUCGUUUCACUUGAGGUUGAGGGGCUGAAUCACUGGGAGUCUAGUGGGUGUCUCGCAUGCUACCUUCCCUCAGAAAACCACAGCUAAAUUAUUCAUGGUUCGCCUCAAAAAGAAGAAAAAACUAAGUUGUUUGUGUCUGGCCUUGCAGCCGUUCUUUUAAGUUUCGCAAGAGCCGCUUUGUGUUGUUGUCCGUGUGGAAGCAGCCGGCGCUAAUCUCUUCACAUUUCCCUGUACAUCGCUUAACUUGGUACUGCAGUGUGUCAUGGCCCUCCAAUUUACUUUCACUUCAUUCGUAUCUUUUUUUUUUUUUUUUAAUUUCCUUUUUCUCAGAACUGUGAGUGAGACAUGAAAUGAAAGUUGAAGGUCUUGUGAUGCAUUAUUGAGCAGCAGUGAUGCAACGUUAGCUAGCCUUGCUCUCAGGCUUGGUAGAGCUUGUGUGGGUCUGUUUAUGCCCUGAAGAUGUUGACUGACUUUCCAAUCGAGAAACCAUUUCAAUGGCAAAAUGUUCCUUCUUAUUCAGUCAGAUUUUCGGCCCGUCUUUGUCUCGAUUUGAAGUUUCGGUGUCUGUUUUUGAUGUUUCUCUCUGAAGUGGGCGGACGGAGGUGCAGUCUGUGCAGUAUGGAAAGGAGAAGGGCAUCAAGGACAGAGUCUUUGCCAGGUAAUAAACACAUCCUUUUUGGUGGGGGGUCGCUCGUGUCUAGAUGUCGCAAUGCUUUCAAGUAUAAAUAAACACAGCAUUAAAUGUAAUGUGUUGCUUCUACUGUUACUACUACGUGGCAUCAAUCCAAUUGAAGUCCUCUUUCAUGCAGAUCUCCCAGCAAGCCAUUGGCCAGGAAGUUGUUGGGUGGAACAGACUGGGAGUCAGUCAGCAGGAACAGCCUAUCGGAUGAGAGAUUGGAGACCCAAAGCCUGCCCACACGCUCACCGCCUGGGACGCCCAAUCAGUGAGUCCAAAAUUCAGGGUCCAUGUCAGACUGAGGGUUUCUUCAGCGUCAUGUUCAAUCAUGUUCAUAGUUCAGAUCUACAUACUUUAUCAUCAGUUAUUUUCCAUAUUUUUAACAUUCUCCUUGUUGGUAAUAUGUUAUAGAAAAUUUUAAUUUCAAAGACCCAUAAGUAUGUUAAAGCUGAUCAUUUGUACAAGUUUCUAAAGAUAUUCAAUCAAGGAAGUGGAGUGUCAAAUUUUCCAAUAGUCUUGAAAGUAAUUUUGAGAAACUGCUGUUUAUACAUGUUGAAAAUUGUUGUUUUGAGAGGAAAUAAUUACACUGUUUACUUGUUGAUCUGAUGAAGAUUCAGACAUUUCUGCGUAUGCUCCUCAGGAACUCGCUGUUUGUCCAAGAGGGCACGCGGAUACGCCCCUCAUCGGUCGGGCACCUGGUUGAUCAUGUGAUCCACGCUUCACCCAGCCUGCCUGUCUUCUCCUCCAAUCACAAAUCAGCAUCGUCCACACAGGCUAACAGCAUCAGCUUGGACUCGACACCGUAAGUUCGCCAUUUUGUAACUCUCGUUUCUCCAUUCGCUCACGUCCCACCCUCUGUCCUCGAAGCUGUUUCUCUUUGAGGGGAAAAAAAAAAGACUCAGCCCCGACUUGGUGACAGGGAUACAGACUUGGCUGUAAAUGAACUACCUCAUAAAAAGAAGCACCCCUACAAAACAGGCGCCCUUUAAUUAGGAAGUUUAAUUUUACUCAUCAGCGCGAGUGCCACUCUGUCUGAGCGCGCCGCUGAGUUGACGUGUUUUUAAAUGUCUGUCUGUGUCUGUGGCUUCUCUCGACAGUUCACACCCUCUCACACUGUCACUUAGCCGGCCUCAUUGGAAAGAUGAACCCUUUGAGAAACAGCUUGUAAAAUGUGUUUAUAGAGGAUAACAGGGUGGAGAGGAGGGGCUGAACGGAGAAUUAGUGUAUGGGCGAUUUCUGCAAAACCUUGUUUUUCCCACAUCAUAAAAUAAGUGGGGAAUUCCUUAUAAGUCCCACAUGCCUGUUUCCACAGCCCAAAAGCCUUUAAAUAAGAGUGAUGUAGUUCAAGUGAGUCACCUUUAGAGAGCCAGAGGAUGUUAUCUGAGGCUUAAGAGUAAAGACACAGAGACAAACGCUGAUUAGUCAAACCUUUAUUCACCCUUAAACAGAAUGCUCUGAUUUAUUUUUAUCUGUCUUUCAGUAAACCUUGGUAGUCUCAUAUCUCAUGUCCCUGUCUCGGGGUGCCGUCGCGUGGCUUUCUGGAGUUUGGUAUUUGUUAGCUUCAUUGAUUUCAAACCUGGUGAACUUUGAGAUAGAAAUACCAAGCACAGACCUGUUUGAACUGCAAACAUAUCAAAUUAUUUGCUCUUUGCUCACUCAGUCGGCGGCGCUUGCGUGACGUUUCAAGAGGCGUGUGUUAGCACAAUGCCGGGGUGGUCGGUGCCAGAGUUUCUGCAAAUCUUUUAUAUUGAGCUGAAACAGAGCCAAGCCAUUUUCCUGGACCCUCUGAGCUAAAGUCUGCGAUUUCAAUGAGUUAUAUGAUCGUUAUUAUACGGUUUAUCUGUUGAUACUGUAGGUGUGUGUGUGUGUGUGUGUGAGAGCGUAGAAAAGAGAGGGAAUGGAGGUGGAAGGAUGGAACAUUGCUCAGUUGGAAGUCAGAGUGGUUAAGUAACAUUACAGUGUAAGUUCCGCUGCCUACAAGGCUACACACACAAACACACUCACACACACGCUCACACAGUAUCACACGCCAAAUAGUUGGUUCAUCACUGUUAUGGAGCCAAACCAUGACAUAAUCACCUGCUCCUUUUUGCUCAGACAGCACACAGAUAAUCCACGAUUAUUAUUGUUGUGAUUUAGUUUUUAUUUCCAAUCGUAUUCUCAACCCCGCCCUACGUUUGCUGUUUUUUUAAAAACUUUAUUAUUUUAUGUUUUAUCAGUCUGAAAAAUCCCAAACUUAUAGACUUAAAAACCCACUUUUUGCUCACUUGACCACUCUCACUGCGAAUUUUGCAGUUUCCCUCUCACUUACGAAAAGUGUGUUUUCACUCCAGCUCAGAAAAUGUUCGGACACUGAACAAUAUUGACUUAACCGUCUCAAUGCUUCGUCUCCAAUAAAAACUAAAUCAGAACAGUUUUAAAUCACACAGACCAGAGUAUUUUACAGUGACAGCUCCAUAUGCAUGAAAUAGAGCUAAAACAAUCCCUGUAUGAUGUUCUGUUUUUAGUUUGGUGGAGCGGCAAUUAUAAAUUUAGCUAACCACCUCAUAAGACGCUGAUGGGUUUUAAAAUGCAGUGUCUCUGUCCUUGACACUGUCGAUGAAAGUAAAGGUUCAAUUAUAUACUAUAAUGCAUAUGUACUAUAAUCUGCUCUUUUCAAGCAUAGAUUUAAAAUAGAGAGUGGAUUUAAAAAUAAGCUGGUUUUAAAGGCGGCAGGGGUGUGCACUUCAGUGUUGUUUGAAUUGGCUGGUUUGUUGGAUCCAACAUAACAGUUUCCCACUCAUGUGAACGAGCAUGUGGUUAUUUAGUCACUCAUUUAUGACAUCCUCUGACAGGCCCUCAGUAUAUCACUUGAACCUAAAAGUAGACACUUGGGAUUUGGUAAUGGUCAGAUUAUCUGUGAGGAGGAUGGCUUAGUAGUACCCGCUGCAGAUCAAAUCUCCUUAUGUCAGGACUGUGGACAGCUCAGGAGCCGGUAUGAAGACGCUUCCAUAUCCAUUUCACUUGUCCGUGUCGUGUCGAAGAAGCACACUCAUGUAGGAGGAUGCUCGGCCUUGGCUCAGGCCUGCUGUGCGUUGCCCUCGUUCUGCGAGCAUGACCUGGUUUUGACCCAUAAUAAAUGAUCUGUUUCUGUGCGUGUGUUAAAGACGCAAAGUGGCACCAGCAGCAUCAGCCAAAACAUAGGCGAUGCUCUUUGACUGGUGCACUUCUCCCCGAGGAGAGCCUGCGCACGAGCUCUCACACACACACAUUUACAGAUCCAGAUGCAGUGUGAAAUGACAGGCUUUUUACCCCCCAGAGAGUGGGACACGAUGCUGCUGAAAGCCUUACCUGACUGACCGCGUUGUUUCAUCAUACACACUGGCUGCCUUUUAUUGUCCGUAUGAUGGAGGAGGGGGGUGUUUUCCUUCCUUGCGCUGCCUUUUUAUUGAGGUUAAUGCAUUGUGACUAACACAGUGCUAUUAAGCCUCUCUGUCUCUUGCAAUCUCUGUCUCACCCGCUCCCCUUUAUCUGGUUUUCUCCAUUUGUCUCCUCUUUUUUUAACCAAAGGCCUCCUCUUUGUCAAACAGACACAACAAGCCGCGAGAUCACUUCUUUUAUUUUCCCUGCCUGUGUGUGUCUGACCGUAUUUGAAAACCAAAAUGUCAAUGAAGUUUGUGAUUAUUUACUACUUUUUUGUGUCUUUAUUUGUAAUUUCAAAGACACAAGUUUGAUAAUGAAAACUGGAGGUGUAAAAGGGAAUGAUCACAUCUUUUUUAAUCGGAAAGCACUAAUUCAAAACUUAACCUUUUGCUGUAUCCGUCUCCGGUCUGUCCUUUCCCUUCAUUAGAUCUCCAGAGGGGGUAGACGGCCAGCCCCCAGCCUUGCCCCCAAAGCAGCUGAGCAGAAAGACCUUGAGUCAGAUCAUCCAGGCUCACUCGCAGCAGAGCCUCCUGGACAACCACCUCAAUGAGAUGUACGAUGUUCCCGUCAAUGCUGAUAAGACAACGGUCAGUAUCAGGACACGACACUGUCAUUUUUCGGAAAUCCAAUACCAUGCGUGGCUGUGGAGGCCAUUUGAUUCGGUGUUGAGCAAAUGAUAGAGCACGGAUGAAUUAACCACCUAUACAUGGCUUUAUGCUGCAAACUAAAGAUGCAGAAACAGGCACAGGGUGGUGAACAUACCUUGACUUGUAAAAGAAGAUAUAAACUUUCUAGAUAACUCUUUUUUUUAAAAAGCUUGUGUAUUUGUUUUCUUUCAGCCCCCUGGUGGCCAUAAAUCAAAACUGGAAGCCUCAAAUCUUGAGCUUUAUUUACAUUGUGGAGUAACUAUUUAGGUCAUCCGCUUAUUAUUUAAAAAAUGAUUCAAAAAAGUGAGAAAAUUGUGUAUGAUUUCUUUAUUUUAUCAUAAUUAGCAAGUACUACACCCUAGACAAAGUAUUUCUGUGUAGGAUGGUAUUAAAAAAAGUCAUCCUCAGAUAUAAACAUGAAGUAUCUCUGCUGAAUUUUCCACCUGCAGCUAAAUGGAGUCGUCCCUCAUGAUAACUUAGUCCUGAUCAAGAUGAGACCUGACGAGCACGGACGAUUCGGCUUCAAUGUCAAGGUAAAGUCUUACACCAGUUAGGACACAAAAGAAAAGAAAAGUGAUUCGUGAUCCAACUGUUGUUCUCAGUCGCUUCUCUCUUCAUCCAUCUGUUCCUCCAUCUCUCCUCUUUCCUUCUGCUAAUUAAUCAAAACCCUUGGCACCAAUUGUCUGUUUGAAUAAUGACCAUUUCUCUGUGCCUCUUACUUUGUGAGAGAGAAACCCGUGCUCAGCUUUCUGCUGUUAUCAGCAUGUUUGUGUUUGUGUGGUUUUAGGGGGGAGCUGACCAGAAGAUGCCCAUCAUCGUGUCUCGAGUGGCUCCAGGAACAUCUGUAAGUUCAGAAUUGAUCUAAUAAAGCAAGCGGAAGACUCAGUUCGCAAAUUUCAAAUUGCUGCUGCAGUAAAGUGAACCAAUACUGAAGUGAUCGAUUUCUCUCUCCUCAGGCCGACCUGUGUGUACCUCGCCUUAACGAGGGCGACCAGGUGGUCCUCAUUAACGGUCGGGACAUCUCUGACCACACCCAUGAUCAGGUGGUCAUGUUCAUUAAGGCCAGCUGUGAGAGCCACUCCGGGGAGCUUAUCCUGUUGGUCAGACCAAACGGUGAGUGUGUUAACCAUAGACAUUAUACACCUAGACGCCUCAUUAGGUGCUGGAGCGUAAUCCAGCGUCACCGCCAUAUUGGAUGUGUCUCCCCACUCCAGGCUCAGUCAAGAGCCAAAUGGGGUUAAUGGACAACGAGCAACUAUGCCCGUAUUUUUGCACUCUAUGGUUGGAAGACCCAACGCAUUAUUGAAACCAGAUCACGUAAGAUUACAUUUUACAUAUGGGAUUGAAAAAUAAUUUGGUUUAUUUUUAAUGUGUGACAUUGUCCGGUAUUAUGGCUACAUCCCUGCAGUUGUAACAAACCAAACAGUGUGAAAAUCAGGCAGACUUUCGGAGAGUUAUCAUUAAUAUGGUUGGGCAUUCCUACCUACCUUAAUGCACUGGAGGCGCAUGGGGGACCCAUCCAAGAUGGUGGCUGCGCUGAUACCUGAGCUCCAAUAGGCAGCGUCAGGCUUUGAGGCGUCUACUUAUAUUAGGUCUAUGGUGUUAACUUUAUUGAGGGUGACCAUAUUCUGAAUCCCUGAAAAGAGGACACGACUACGAAUCACGGAGUCGCACAUAGUUUUGAGAGUUUUUCGGGUUGGAUCGAGUGUUUUUUACGCGCUACUAACUUAAUAAACCUACGAAGCACAAACUCAAAACUUCCAUACAAGUCAUACAACAUUUGAAGGAUUUUAUAAACCACCCUGGACAAAGUCGGACAAGGCUGGACAGGUCGGUCAUCCCCCAAAAAACAUGUCUGGGUAAAAGAGGACGUAUGGUCACCCUACUAUAUUAGCCCUGUAAAUCAUGCCUAAUCAGCUGAACUGACCAGUCAGGUGAAUUUCUGACAUGUUAGAAAUAUCGGUCAGGUGUCUUUAUCUUUGUGUACAAUUAAAGCAAGGAUAUGAGCCAUUUACCCAUUGUCAGGGCUUUUGUUCCUGUUUCCUGAGUCUGAAAGCACCAUGGCAACACUACAGAUGAUGUGGAAGUAUAAAAUUCUAUAAUCUUGACAUAAUAACCACUAAACAUCAACUCAAUGAGAUGUUGCAUGAAGUACGAGAGUAAGAACCUGGCAAAGUGUAACAUAUGGACAGCCUGUUCAGUCCACUUCUGGAUAUUAACAGUUGCACAUCUGGCUCCCAGUUUGGAUUCUUCUGCUCUCCUCAGUCUCACACGUGCAGAGCUCUACUGUACAGAAUGUACAUUUUACUUUCUGUACAUCUCGCCUGUACGUUUUCAUCAUGCGGAAAAAACUGCGAUGGAUUUCUUUUUAAUCAGCAUCAGCGAACUGAGGGGCAGCUUUAAAAGAUGAUGAAACAUGGAAAUUCUUGGUAUUUUAAAUGGGUCAGAGAGGGAUUUAUGCAUUUUAUCCUCUCUUACAUCAGAGCGCAUAUAAGAUUUCAUCAAUGUAUGUAACGCCUGUCAAUUCAUAUUUGUUUUGCCGCUUAUGUAAAAUAUAUGCUUAUAGAUAUUUCCACAUUUGAACUAUAUGUUCCCCUGGUGCAUUGGUUGUGAUUUUCAGGGUUUUCUUUCCCUUCCAUGUGUUUCCUUUCAUUACACCCUUAAAGAUAAAUGAUUUCCCCUCAGGCCUCUGCCUACAUAAACAGCUGUUUGUGUACAAACUGUGACAUAUUUUCCUUCCUGUCUCACUCAGCUAUUUAUGACGUGGUGGAGGAGAAGGUGGACUCAGAGCCAGAUUUUCAGUACAUCCCCGAGAAGUCCCCUCAGGACCCCACACAGCUAGACCAGCAUGCUUUGAGGGACUCCAUGGUCACCCUGAAGGAAGGCCUGAGCAGCGGAGCCAUACUGGCACAGUUUGAUGUAAGAAAAGAGACUCGGGGCUCACACAGACUUAUAAAUUCAAAGCUUAUUUUCACAUUCCUGUAACUUUCUGUCCAUUAUGAAAAUCGCUCAGCAGUUUCCUGUUUACUGUCCGAGUUAUUCCUGGAGUUAUGAGGAGUUAUGGAUGCAAAGCACACACGCAGACUUACUAUGACUUUGCAUAAAAGCAGAGAAAUGACGCCGUUUUUCCAUUUUAUACCAGUUGAAUGUAAAUAUGUUUCCUCUCUUACAGCAACUGUACAGAAAGAAGCCGGGGAUGACCAUGCUGUGUGCCAAAUUACCUCAGAACGUUUCCAAAAAUCGCUACAGAGACAUCUCUCCUUGUACGUGACUGCACAGACAUUAACCUUCAGUGACUUCAAUCGCACGCCACUGUUGUUGUUUUUUUUUACUUCUCUUGUGUUGUCAGCUCCUCUCUCUUUUUCUCCACGCUGCAUUUCUUUAUAUAAGCUCUAACCCCAUCUGUUGUCUGUCCCUCUCCCCUCGUCAGAUGAUGCCACGCGGGUCAUCCUGAAAAGCACAGAUGACUACAUCAAUGCAAAUUACAUCAAUGUGAGUUUCUCGCUCCUCCUUACUUCUUCUCUUUCAUCUUUCCGGUCCAUAUAUCUGCUCUUUGUUGGUUGGAGGCGUGGUGGGUGGUCUGUUACGUUAACUAUCAAAACACAUGUUGAACGGGCAUGCUGGUGAAUGAGUUAACCACAUCCACUUUACAAGCGAGUAACACCGUGAGUUAAUGUUUUGCAUGUUUUUCACAUCAGUCAGUGAAGUUAGCAGCACCUUAUUGAUGUUUAAUGGUUCAGUGUUUUGACGUAAACUUUCCUUACAGCUUAUUUAACUUGAGGUGAUACAUUUUCAGAUUAACGUUCCUCAGUGUAGAAUUGCAAAAGUAUUCAAAGGUGAAAAGGGAAAUCUCUAUGCAAAUGAGACAAGGCCAAAAACCGCUCUGGAUGGCUGUGAACUUACGGCCCUCAGACACAUCUGCAACUCACCUCACUUGCUUGGAAUAAGUUGGAGUUGAUCGCUGCACUCACAAAUCCGGGUUACCAUGAUUCAGAAACACUGGCGUCUUCUCUGAGUCCAAACCCACCUAAGAUGGACUAAGGCAGAGUGGAAAACUGUCCUGAGCUCAAACAAAUUCAACAGUCUUUUCUGGAAAUCACGGACGCUGCAUGCUCCACUCUAAAGAGAAGAGGGAUCACUUAGUUUGUCAUCAGCAGCCAGCAUCUUCGAUAAAAUGGGGAUGUAGAAGUGCCUCACUUGUGUGUUGUCCUUGCAUUGUUUCCCGAUAUAGGCUUUAAAGGGAGCAAUCUAUCAAUUUGUUUCUAUAAUCAUUCGACUCAGCCGAACUCAUUUGCUGCUGUGUCUGCAUGUGAAACACUGUUGCUUUGUAGUGAUUUCACUCAGACUCCUCUGUUAGAAUAAUGCUACUACGUCUGACCUUGCAAGUGACUCAAAGCCGUAUUCAAGCAGAAAACCAACCACUGUUACCUUGCCUGCACGUUGAAGUACUGUCGAGUGUGUUAAAAAGCUUGAUUUAUAUUUUGCUCAAGUGUUUGGGCCUCGUCGUACAAUCUAAAGGCAUUUGGCUGUCUGUUGUAAACGCACAAAGCACAUGGAGAAAGAGAUGCUGUGAGGUGACCUCUUUCGAUCUCUUUCUGUGUUUUUCUCUCUCUUCAGAUGGAGAUUCCAGCCUCCAGUCUUAUAAACCGCUACAUAGCGUGCCAAGGCCCGCUGCCCAACACCUGCCCUGACUUCUGGCAAAUGACAUGGGAGCAGGGCUCAUCCAUGGUGGUCAUGCUGACUACGCAGGUCGAGAGAGGGCGGGUAGGUCGAGGAAUCCAGCACCGAGCAAGACUGAUUACCAUAUAUGGAGUGUAGCCUGUCAGGAAAUAGAACUCUAUCAUAAAAUGAUCCUUUUAAAACGAGGCUUUGAACUUCGCCUUCCUGAUAAAACCAACCUUUAUUAGAAACGCCAAGUCUCGACUCUGAGUUAGUCUGUUAGAUGCCAUAAACACAUUUCAGAAGCACACAGGAGGUUCUUUCUUUAUCAUUUUUAAUCCCUAUUAAAUUUAUUGUAAUGCUUUCUUUUACAGUACACUUAUUACCAGGUAAUUAACAGGUAAUUACCUAGUAACAACAUGAAAUUAUCUGGUAAUUACAUGAUAACUAAUAAGUCAAUACUGUCCAGCUACCAGGUAGGUAACCUUCCAUCAUCAUACAAAUUUGAAGCUGAAUUGCUCUGGUAUUUCCAGGUUUUUAUCCGCUUCCUGGAACCACCACUUGCACAGUAGCAUUGUACGCAUUCUGCGGGUGAGUCGCUGUGAUAAUGCUCGGCUCAAACAGUGUAUCGCUACGCAAUCUUCGCACGCCCAUAGGCUGUAUCAAGUGUCAAUCAUAGAAAAUAAGAACCCCAAAUAGCUUUUGAAAAUGGAGCUGCACAGAAAAAAAGAAAAACUAGACAGUAUUGACUUAGUAGUUAUCAUGUAAUUACCAGAUAAUUUCAUGUUGUUACUGUUAAUUACCUGGUAAUAAGUGUACCGUAAAAGAAAGCAUUACCAAUUUAUUGAAUAUUAUCUUCUCUUUUGUACAUUUGAGCUUGAUUUAUAAAGUACAUAAAACAUUGUGUUGCUGCGAAAAGGAUCCUACUAAGAACGCUUAAUCAUCAAACUAGGUGUGAAUAAAAAAAAAAAGAUAUUCUGAGAAUCCUCACAGGAGGUUUGACAUGACUCCAGAUGGACUGCAUGUACUGCAUAUGCUGUUUCUUUAUACAUAAAAAUGUAGUACCGGAGAACAGAUGGCUAACUCAAGGAGAGAGAGAUGCUGCUCUGUACCGCAGCCUGACCUCUAACCCCUGAGCAGAGAAAAAAAAACAGUCAGGACCGGAGAGGUAAAAAAAUGAUGAUUUGUAAGAGGAGUGUGUUUGUUUACAGGUGAAGUGUCACCAGUACUGGCCCAAUCCAGACAGCAGCGCCGCCUAUGGAGACUUUACAGUAACGUGCCACAAUGAAGAGGGCAACUCUGCCUUCCUGGUCCGGGAGAUGACUCUUGUGCACACACAGGUAAGCGCACAAACACUCUGUAAAUGAUAGGUAAUAAUGCUAUGAACAGAGGGUGGAGGUAAGGGUGUGAGAGGGUGUCGGAGCUGCGCACAGAAGCAGGUUAGAGAGGAGGAAGACGGCAGCACAGAGGGAGAGAAAGAGGCGCUGGGUCCAAUCAUAGAGAGGGACUGGUGUCUCAGGAAAGGAUGAGCCGCUGAGGACCCUGAGGAGGUGUGUUGCCAUAGUGACCGGUGUGGGCUGUUCUUUUUCUGGCUCCCGCUGCUGCAUGCAGGCCACGUAUUGGGAUCCGGUUACCAUGACAACCCAACCACCCCUAGUCAGUCACAUUGCUUAAACAGAGAGCGAAUAAAAAAGAAAAACAAACAAACAGAAGAGAGAACAGAGAGUGGGACGACGAGAGUUAGCAAACACGAACGGAGAGUCGAAGUUUGUCUUUUGUUACCUUUUAGAUUUUUACAUUCUCACCUUCACUGAGUAACUUUUACACUCCUCUGUUUACCAAUGCAGCGUGGCUUUGCUGUAAUUCAUCAAACACUUUAUCGACCCGUGAAAACGAACUUGUAGUGUCGGACGUGACGCUGCUGCCGUUCACCCGUCACCUCCCGCCGCCUGUGCUUUCCCGAUCACCUCCCCGUGUGUUGCAUGCGUACCGUGACCUUUUGAAAUGUACGGCUGUAGGAGGAGGCAAUUAGCAUUCUCCUCUGCCUGUGAUUGUUGCCAUGGAGAUAGAUGUGUUACCAUGGCGAUGCAGUGAGGCAGCAUAAAAGAGGAACACACAGGGGCUCUGAGUCGCUCAUGAAACAGUGGUCUGUAGUUAUCUGCUGUAGGUUCUGUGUGUGUGUGUUUGUGUGUGUAAGUAGUCAUCAGUGUGUCCCUGUUGGGUUUAAAUCUGCUGACUCUUACUUUUUUUUAUCCUGUUUCUCUUUUUUUUUACUCUGCCUACCAACUGUGGCAUGCCAAGUGUGAUAUAAAGCAUAAAUGAUUUAAAAACAAAGAAAAUAUCGUCGUAAAAAUCUCUUUCAUGAACGUCUCGAAUCUCCAGGUGGACCAUCAGAGUGAAGGAAGCGGUCUGUGUUAUUCAUGCCACCUGUUUCAUAACAUUUAAGAUCAUAGUCACACAAACAGGGCGCUCGGCAGUCUCUGACCCUUUCAGAUCAGAAGCUCAAUGAAACACGGGAUGAGGACGCCCACAUGAAAUACGAUAACCUAUUUUGAGAAUGAGCGAUAUCAGAGGAUGUUAAGUGCUUGUUUGGGGGUUCUUAGUUCUUGACUGUGGUGAAAGUUCCAGGUUUCCAAGGGUCAUGAAAUAAAGAAAAAUACCUUAAAGGUGGUACUUUGGUUUUUAAUGUAAAGUUAAUCAUAUUCCGAUUUUCCUUUUCUGUGUGUUUUCAGAGUGAGCAGCAGAGAGAGCUUACACAGAUUCAGUACCUCGCGUGGCCAGACCAUGGCGUUCCUGAUGACUCCACUGAUUUCCUCGACUUUGUGGCUCUGGUACGGACCAAACGGGCCGGACAGGACCAGCCGAUGGUGGUACACUGCAGGUACAGAUGUUUGUCAGUGAAAUAACAGAAGUGCUUGUUUACACUCGACUUGUAUGUGUGUUAGUCGAUAAUCUUCAGAGGAUGACAUGGUUUCUCCAUCGCUUUCCCCCUCUCCAGUGCAGGGAUUGGUCGGACAGGGGUUCUGAUCACCAUGGAGACGGCGCUGUGUCUAAUGGAGUGCGGUCAGCCAGUGUAUCCUCUUGAUAUUGUCAGGACCAUGAGAGACCAGAGAGCCAUGAUGAUACAAACACCUGUACGUAAAUAUAUACAUAUGAGGCGACAGCACCAGCGUUUGUUAAACAACUAUGUCUCACAUUUUCUUUUCGCACAGAAAAACUUUAAUAUUAAAGGUUAGAAAUAUUCUGUCCCCAUUAUUUUUCAUACACUCAGUCUUAUUUCUUUCAGUAUGUAUUUGGGAAGAACCACGAAGACCUGUUGUUAGUAUUUUUGUGGACCAAUAUUUACAAACCUAAUUCAAAGAAAAUGGGAUGAUGUGUAAAAACGGAUCCCAACAGAUAAUAUUGAACGAAAACAGCAUUUUAAACUUUGAAUCUUAAGAUAUUGUCUUCUCAUAUGAAAACUAUCUGUGAUUUUGAGUCCAUGCGGUAACUUCCACUACAGAGCGAAGUCAGCUUUUAAUGCAGUGCUGCCUGAAGGCUUGAAGAUCAUGGCCAUCUAGUGUUUGUUUUAGCCUCGCCCCUGUAUACAAAGGUUUUUCAGAUUUUUUUUGAACCGUUAUGGAUAUAAAAUUAAUGGACAUCCUAAUUCUUUACAGCUCUGCUCUGAGGGAUAUAGCUUUACUCUGUUUUUAUCAGCGGUUUUACUUUACACGCUAAAUUCCCCCCCUUUGUCUGUCUUUACCAGAGCCAGUACCGCUUUGUGUGUGAGGCCAUCCUGAAAGUGUACGAGGAAGGCCUGGUCAAACCACUCAAGACCGCCAUCUACCAGCCGAGGGAGAAGGUGGAUGAGGAGAGAGGAGAGGAGAAGAAAGAGCAGCAGAAACCAGGAGGAGAGGACACAGCAGGGACAGAGGAAAGCGAAGCCGCUGUGGUGGAUUUGCUGGAGGGAGGUCUGGACGAAGAGGACGACGACGACGAAGAGGUGGAGGUGCUGGAUGUGGGAGAAGUGACAGAGGACGGGGAGGAGGAGGAGGAUGAAGAGGAGGAGGACGAGGAGGUGGAGGAGCCAAGUGUUGCAAGCGCCACCAGCGUGACCAGCGAGACCAGCGUGAACCCUGACCCUGACCCCGACCCUGCUAACCCGUGACGGGGUCACUAGAGGAGAGAACAAAAGCACUGUUGCACUUUAUGCUGAUAAAAAUGGAAAAAAAAGACACAAACGAACAAAAGUGAAAAUCACGGACAAGCUCGAAUUUAAAAAAAGAAAUCCAGCUGUGUUGAAUAGGUACCAUUAGGGGAUAUCGUAUGUUCAGGUUGAAGAAAAAAGUAUUCGGAGAAUGAAAAAGAUAAAAGUACGAGAGAAUAAAACGUGGAUGGGGAAUUGCUGUAGUGCCAUAAGUACGAAGGGGAAGGGCUGCCCUCCUUGAUGGAAAGGUUUUUUUUCCCGUUUUUAUUUCCCCCAAAGGGUCGCCCUUUCCCCUUCAGAGCGAGUCUGCCAGACGGACCUGCCUUUUUUUUUAGUCCUUUUAGCUGAUAAAGAGAUAUACCUUAUCUUUUGUUCCUCAGAAAGAGUAUUUAUUGUGUUUUAGUUUGUGUCAAACCCUGUCCACUGAACAAAAAAACUUGUAUGUUUGUUUGUAUGAAUCUAGAGCUUCAUGCUUUUCCUGAUUAAAUCUUAGCUAGUAAAGUAGUGCGAUUCCUCUUCUUCUAACUACUUCUUUAUUUCUUUUGCUUUUUGUGGAGAAAAAAAAAACAGUGAUUUAAUUUAUUGUACUUGGUUUUAUCUUUCUCGGCUUUCUUGUCUAUGUUUCUGACAGCACAGACUGACAGACGGACAGCUGAAAGCACUUUGUGUCUCACCUCUUGUUCAAUGCUGUGGCGAGUUGUUAUUCUUUCUCCUGCGUUGUGCUGUGUUUUUGAGCUUACAGACACACGCUCUGAGGCGGCCGUCGUUUGGCGUGGUGAAGAACGUUACUGGUUUACAAAACUCGGGGCCUGUGUUUACUGGGCACCUCUCACAUCGGAUACAAACCUCUUAUUUGAAGACAUAAUGAUAGAAAUUGGGUUAAAUUGUCCUUGACGUUAACAGCACAUUGGGUCAAUCAAAGAAAAUAAAAACGGUGUCUUACUGAGAGGCUCCGGUAAACACACGGCCUCACUGACUUACAAUCUAAGCUAUUUCCAAGCCCUUUGUGGCAGAUAAAGCUAAGAAACAAAGCUGAGGUCAGUUCAUGUUUGUCGUCAAAUUCACAUGCAGACAAUUUGAUUUUAAAACCUGAAACAGUCAGCGGUCCCUGAACCGGGCAGAGACCACAAACUCCAACUGUAUUGGAUGUGAAGCUAUGACUGUUAGCUAAAAAAAACAGGUCAGAGUAAUUUGAAACAUGCUUUACAUGCUUUACAUGUAGGUAUUUUUAUGCAACAGGUCUUUGUUUGAGGUUUCUGCUUGAUGAAUUGACAGUGAACUGAUCUCAAACUGUGUGUGAAUGGGGAAAAACACGAGUUUAAAAGCUCCCUCCACUGACCUCCUCACUAUUUCUUCAUUUACUUCAAGAGGGUCAAGACAUUAGGAGUAAACCAAGAUGUCAGCAUACACAUUUGUAGUCGUGAUGAGACUUUUUUUUUUUUUGAGUUUGGAUGGGGGUUCAGAGGUCACUGGAGCAGCGGCUUUAAAACAACCUUUGCUGUUUAUUUUCUUUCCAGAUCUGUCUGAUCACCUGCCGGAGAACCGUAGACAGUUCACAGAGGCAGCUCAAACAGAACAUCCAACCAGUACUCUUCCUUUUUUUAAAUGACUUUUCCCAAUGGUACUUCAUUUUAACGGCACAUGUUUUCAAGGCUAAAUGAUGUGUUAAUGAGUGAUAAGAGACUAAGUGACGAUUUGUAUUUUAAUUCACAAAACCCAGCAUCAAGUCGCUUGUCGAGUCAUUCUUUUUUUUUCAGAAGUUCAGACAAGUGAAGCUGCCAUUUAUUUUUUUUUUACAUAUCGGUAUGGAAUGAAGUGUAGCCUCUUCAUGAAUCGAGAUGUUUUCUUCGGUACCUGCUGUCAUUGGCUUCUUCCAUAGACUCUGCUGGAGAAACCUACUGCUGUGAGUGUGCGAGAGUGCGCGUGUGUGUGUGUGUGUGAGUGUUUAUAGAUUUCAGUCUUUAAUUUUCUCUCCCUCUCAAACUCUCUCUCCUCCAUUUCUAACACAUAGUUUGUUAGCUGUCUGGUCUAAGCCUGCUUGUCUGUUAACUGGAAUGAAGGGUUGUGUCUUACAGCCAUAAUCUAACGUGAUCUCGAGCUUUUUCUGCGAGACAGAGCCCUCAUGGUGAGUUUUAGAAGUCUGUCCUGACUACCAGGCUCGAUCUUUGCCUGUAAAACAUUCAAACUGUGCUCAUACCUCCAUAUCAAAUAGCUGAGUCAUACUUUUGCCACAUGGAGAGGUGGGAUCAAAGAAAGCCCUGAAACAGCUUCCCUCUUUUCUCCUAUAUUGCAGCCCUCUCCCAAAAAUCGGCCUAAAUCCUUCUCUCAGGCAACAUCAGUCAUUUCAGCAGAACCCACGCAACAUCCACAGCCCAUUCUCCUCAUUGUUCCUCCCCAGAUGCCUCUCCUUUUUUGGAUCAUAUACAUGGAUCCCACUCUCUCUGCAUGGCCUCAAGGCAAAUGACACAUCUGAGCAGGAAACUUUGGGGGUACGGCAGCACAGUAUCACGCUUGUUUUACACACAAGGACACUCUGAGAACGACUGAAAUUAAUCCAAAUUCAGAAAAAAUGGCAAAUCUGAGCAUCAGAAGAACAAAAUAAAAAGCCCUCGUGGCCUCUUCUCAUCACUCUUUGUCCUCAGCAGAGGGUCCCAUCCAAAUCAGAUUUACAUCCAGAGAAAUUAAUUACCGUCAAAGGCCUCCUGGCAAAGUGGCAUCAGUAACAAGUUCUCAAAACCUCGACAGUUUCCAACGACAAAAUAAAACAUCAGCCCUGUAGUGAAAAAGUUAAUAAUUGAUACAUCAGGGCUGCCAGGGUUUCCAUCUGCGCAACAUGUCCGGCAGUGAGCUGUCUGUGUUCAAAGUGUUUUGUUGUUGACACAUAAUCGGUACUGUCUGUGCGUUUAGGGUACUGAUCAAAGGUGGUUUGGAGGGGAGGGCUCGGGGUUAGUUGUAUUUUUGUAAAGAUGAAAACAGCUCUAGGCGGGUAGGGAAAGGACAGCACUUUGUAGAAGGCUGAGUGGCAGGUAGUGCUACUGAAAAAAAAAAGAGGAGAGUCGGAGACAUUAAGCAUUGUUAAAAUCCUUUUUUUUUUUAAUUUGAUUUGUCAUUUUUAUUUUGUUUAAAAGUACGACCUGUAGGGAACAAGAAAAAAGACAAGAACUCCUAACUACACAGUGCCACUUGUUAAUUUUGUGUAAAUAAUACUAGACCAUGUAAAUACAAUGUUGUAUAUGAAAAAAAAUCUUUAAAAUAAAAGGGAAAAUCAUUUGUGAGCAGAAAGAUUUUGUUUUUAUUUUUGAUUUUUUUUUUGUUUUGUUCUCCUUUGGAUGAUUCAAAUGUGACACAAAUGGUGUGUAUUUCAAGACUGCUAUUUCAGAAGUUCUGUUUUAUUUGAAACUGGUCUAUAACAGCGAGUGUAUAUAUAAUGAAACACAAAAUAAUGAGAAAUGUUUUACCGUAUUAUACCCUUGGUUAACUUCUACCUGUGUCAUAAAAACCUUUGUCCUCAGUUGCUUGUUUCUUUCUGGUAUCUUGGUUUUACAGUGCUUUGGACAUGUCUAUAAGCUUGAUUGUGAACAAUUAAAGCUUGUCUGUCAAAGCAUGGAGACGUGGCUUCAGAUCACCUUGCUUUUCCACACUGUAAAAGUGAGGUUGGGCAAUUGAAGAGUGAAGAAAUGUAAAACAACAUGACAGAGUUAAGAAACUAAGACCAAACUGUUAAAUCUCUAUUGUAAUACAGUCCCAUUUACAGUUAGUCAUCUAUGAAAGAGUUAAAUGACGUUUUUGAUUUUAUGAAUAGUAUAGAAGUAAAUUUUUGGGACAAUACAUGGCUGAAAACUGAUUAGAUUUACUGUAACAUCAGAUUAUUUCCUUUUGUGCACCAGAGGCUUAUAUUAGACUCCUUGUUACUACUUUUAAAUGCCCUAAACCCUUAAAAAAUACAAAUUACACCCACUUUAAUUUCUGUGAUUAUGCGGCCAAGUGCACAGAAUUAUUUUCAGUGUACACAAACAAAAAUAUGCCUUUCUCAUUUACAUACAGGAUCAGUCUAGGUAUGUAUUGCUGGAAAGAAUUGCAUGUUUGUUUACAGCAGCAUUAAUCUCAUUACUCAGAGCCUCUAUGCACACAAUGCUACCAGAACCCAAUGAGCAGAUUUUCAAGCAACAAGGUCUGUCUCUGCUGGAUCACAUUUAUUUAUCAAGAGUCUUAAAUUGACCAGAGGGGGGCACUGCCGUCAAAUGGUGUUAGACGUCAACCGUAGGUCUUGUUAAUAUACAGAAAAAGGGACUGAGGGGUCCAUUCAUCCCACACAAUGAGUUUUAAAUGACAUGUAAUAUCUCAUUAUGUAAUAUACACUGGAGAUUAAAAUUAGAGAACUAAUGAACACUUGACUUAUUCCAAAAUAUAAUCAUUGCUCAACAUUUGAAGGAUUGUUUGUCGUGUGCUACUAGAAUAAUAUUUUACAACAAAACAAGGAAUUGUAACAAAAAGGAACUUCAUUUUGCAGAAAACACAGUGAUUAAAAUUAAAGAACAGUCUCUUCAGUGACUAUAGUGGAUUUCUUGGCUACAACUUUGUUGCCAAGGAUUUUCCAGAGGUUUUCUAUUGGGUUUAGAUCAGGACUCUGGGCUGGCCAUUUCAUCGUUUUGAUGUUUUUAGUUUCAAGGAACUGCUUUAUUGGUUUUGCUGUGUGAUAGGGGGCAUCGUCCCGCAUAAAAAUGGCUGGGUGAUUGGGUGAUGAACACAGGGAUGGAAUCAUAUGUUGUUGAAGAAGGUUCUAAUAAAUGUAGCUGUAUAAGAGGCCCAAGAGGUCAUCCCUUUGGCCUUCGUCUGGACCACCGGAGCGUUUCAGUAACAAACUGGAAGUUAGGCUGCCAGUUUAAUAGGGUUGGUCAGAUAAUUUGAGAAAUAAGCACCAGGUGCCAGACUAACACUCAUAACUGGGAGGUAUCUUAAAGUGUUCUCUAAUUUUGAUCAGUGCUUUUUUUUUUUUUAAAUAUCUCAAUUAAGCUUUUUAUACCGCGCUUCAUAAUAUAUGUAACUCAUACAUCAUGCUGAAAAUUCUGCUUUUUUACUUAAGUUUGGAUCAUUUUAUAACAAAACAAUGCAGUAAACUUGACAUUUAGGAAAUCGUGGGUUGUUCUCUAAUUUUGAUAUCCGAUGUAGAUCACUUAAUUUACUGUACCCAAACGCUACACAUGCUAGUGGCCUUUUUUCUGUUGUAAGAUAUUAAUUCGAAAUAAAAUUAGAAAAAAAUAUGAACUUUCAUGAUAUUUAAAAUGUUGUGUGGGUUGUUAAAAAGAUAAAGACAGAAAAUACUUUAAAAAAAAAUUCAAGUACAGUUGAAACCAGAAGUUUACAUACACUAUAUAAAAAGACUCGAGAAAAUAAAAAUAAAAAAUUCUAAAAAAAACUCUCUCUCAUUACUCUGGCAUUUAGCAAAUAAAAAUAAUUUUGGUAAUCCUAAUUGACCUAAAACAGGAAAAUUUGAAUCUAAUUUAAUGUUAGAUGGUAGGGGAAAAAAGGUUAUGUGCCUUUUUAUAAAGUGUAUGUAAACUUUUGACUCUCAAGAAAGUAAAUAAAAAAUGUCUAAAAAAUUCUCUCUCUCAUUAUUUUGGCAUUUAGCAAAUAAAAAUAAUUUUGGUCAUCCUAAUUGACGAAUAGCAGGAAAAGUUUAAUCUGAUUUAAUGUUAGAUGGUAGGGGAAAAAAAGAUUAUGUGCCUUUUUAAAAAGUGUACGUAAACUUCUGGUUUCAACUGUAUAUCGCCGACAUUUUAGAGAGGCGUGUCUCUUUAAAUAUGCUAAUCAGGUUUUUGUUAGGGAUUUAUCCUGACGUCACAUCCGGAGUGGAGCUUUGCCUCCUAGUUUUUGUUGGGACCUGGGAGAAAAAUCACCCCGCAGAGGUGCCGAUAAGUGGAUAAACGGAGGAAAAAGAAACAAGCUCCGAACCAUGGAAGUGUACGACGUUGCAGCUUAGUCGUCUAAAAAUGCAAGCGGACGUGCUUUCACCGUGAAUUCAGACGAGGAGGUUUUCGUAAGUACCUUUUCUUCCAGAUCUUUUGCGGAUCCACAAGUGGCUUCGGAGCAAGUGUAUGUCGGACUCGGCUUUUCAGGGCUGAGUGGCGUUUGUUUUGCUGUAGCGGACAUGCUCGGAUGGUCGGAGUUGGAUCUUUUGGCAGCGUGUCUCGCUCACGUUUAGCCGUUGUAACAAAACAAGCGCACACCUGUUGCUCUGGCCAACGCCAGGUACCACAGGCCUUAACUGGAGGAAAAUAACAGGUCGUGGGUUAAAUUGUUCAUUUCCUUCAUGAAAUAAACUAUAUUUAUUAAUAUCUGGACUUUUGUGUGCCUGUUUUUGUGGACAAGGUCUUUCGUAGCGUUUGGUCGCAGCGGUUUUAUCAAAUAGAGACAUCACAUUAGCAAGCAUCUUCAUAGUCAACAAAUAUUCACAAAACUUUGGGAAUUUGGUCAACAUUGAUGAAGAAGUCUUGUUAACUCAUUUUUAACUGUCUUAUUUAGACUUAUUGGGUAAUUUUCUCCGGAUUAAUAAGCAUUUAUCAUCAAAAUUAGAUAUUUCUUUCGUACUUUUUCGCUUUUUCGAAUGACCGUUGUAAACCGUUGACCAACUGAAAACCAAGGAGGUUUUAAAACUUCAUUUCCCAACGUAAAUACUUAAUAAAUAAUUCGCCAAUUCCACAUAUAAUGACGUUUUUUGUCUUUUUUUAAUAAACCUAUGAGUCAAAUGUGUAAUUUAACCGUAUUAUGUGUCACCUUUAAACGUCAACUGUCAACGUUAUUCACUUUCCAAGAGGCAAUUAUUUGAAAUCACCUGUUAUUAAAUGGAUAAAAGCUGUUAGCCACCUCCAAAUAAUAUAAAGGUUUUACUUCUACAUCAUUGGAAAUGAGGGCCAAUACAUAGUGAAUUUUCAUCAUUAUAUAGUGCAGUAAAGUGCCUCUUUAUGUACUAUUCUUUCAGUUGUUAUAUAUCAUUGUAUUCAUGGUGUACAACACUGUAACUGACUCUACCAAAACAAACCUGUCUGCAUCCUUUAAGACAGGGACAUGUUCAUGUUUAUGCAGUCUUGGUGUUCAAUCAAUCAAUAAUCAAUCAGUCUUUAUUUGUAUAGCAUUUUUUAUACAGAAAAGACGUGCUUUACAUAGCAGAGAAAUAAAAGAAACAAAGAAAACCCUAAUCUACCUCAACCCAACGUGUAUUAAAAUGCAUUAACUUAAAAAGGGCUCGAUUCAUAUAAACAGGAAUGUGCGCACUGAGGAAACGCCGUUUUAAAACUCAAGGUAAGGAAGCACUAGAGGUUUAAAAUCUAAUAAGAAAGUAACAUAAAAUGAAACAAAAACAACAGUAAAAGAUACUAAAAUAAGAGCACCAAAAUAGCUUAAUAAAUGACGAUCCUGUCAUUAAAACUAAAAGAGAUAAAUGCUUAAAUACUUGAAGAAAGUUAAUAAAAUUUAGUUAAAAGCAAGACUAAAAAGGCAUGUUUUCAGUUUGCUUUUAAAAUCACUAAGAUUAGUUCCAGUCCUCAGGCCUUCAGGUAAGCUGUUCCAUAGAUGGAGGUCGUAAUAAUAAAAAGAUGCUUCACCGUUUGUCUUGGUUUUAACUUUAGGUAAUGUUAACGGAAAACUUCCUGAAGACCUGAAGGCUCUACCUGGCUCAUAUGAUAAAAGCAGAUCAGAUAAAUAUGAUGGUCCAAAGCCAUUAAGAGCUUUAAAAACCAACAAAACAACCUCAAAAUCUAUUCUAAAGAGACAGAUAGCCAAUGCAGAGUUCAAUCGGUGGCCUGCGAUCAUUUCUCCCCUUUAUUUCAGAGUGGUGAAAAACCAACAAAGCCUAAAAUUCACCUAUUAUAUCUGUUGAUAUCUCCCUUUCUGUCUUCCAGGUUUGGUAGUGUAACCUUCCCCCUCCCUCACCAUGCUGAGCUUCCUGCGCAGGACGCUGGGGCGACGCUCUAUCCGGAAACAUGCGGAGAAGGCCCGGUUACGGGAGGCCCAGCGUGCUACAACACACAUCCCUGCAGCUGGGGAUGCAAAGUCUGUCAUCACUUGCCGAGUUUCCUUGCUGGACGGGACAGACGUCAGUGUUGAUUUGCCGGUAAGAAACAUUCCGAGAGUUUGAAGCUUAGGGCGGACACAGAAUUGAUAUUAGCCGUUUAAAAGUUCUCUUUAGCCGCUGUAUGAGAGGAUUGAGUACACGGUUUGGCUGUUACUGUCAGGGAUAAGUGACCAUUAACGUGCCUGUGUCAGUAGAGCAGUUCUUCUAAGCUCAUAGUGAGUGUGGAUUUAUGUGCGUAUGUGUUGUAGUUUUGCUGAUCACCUGUAAAUCCAUGAUCCUCUCUGGAGAACACACUAAUCAUGUGACAGCAUCACAUGACAGGUUUGGCUGGUCACCAAGUGGACACACAGCGGGAUGUCACUCUCUCUGCUCCUCCCUCCCUCUCUCUUCAGCCCUUCUCUUCCAGUCUCUUCACUGUUGUUGUUUUCGCUUAUUUGGUAAAUAUCCUCUCUCCUGGAGGAAUGUAAUCAAGUCCUUGUGCAGCUAUAUGGUAACCAUUAUUCAAAGCUUUGGGGCAUAAAUAUCUGGAUGUGACCACAUGUGACCUGUCUGUUGCAUGGCGCACAUAUUUUUCAUCUUUUUGUUUCCACUUACAUUCCAUGUGUCAAGACUGCUGCAUUCCUGUGAGGCCAGUCUGGCAUCUUACUGUCCCGUCUGACCCCAUUCUAUCUUGAAAUGCAGCCAUCCUGCAUAGAUACCCAGGUGUGCUGAAGACAAUCAGUGUUCUUAUUGUAACUAUAUUUGUUUUUUCCACAUUUUAAAACCAUUUUUAAACAGAAAGAAACACGAGUUUUUAUACCUUCUUUUAUGUUUUCCUCAGAAAUCAAAGGAAAUAGUUGGCUACCUGUGACUGGUUACAUAAGUGUGGCCAAACAGUGAUACUGAGACUUAGUCAAUGAUAAUUAGCCCGCUUUCUGGCAUUCCUCACCAGCUUAUUGAGCAAGAAUGCAGCGGUGUAUUUAAUUCAGCAUGUCUCCUGAGUGAUGUAACAGACUUCUGAGUUUCGGACCUGGCUGUUCAUUAACAUGUAAUCCUCUAGAUCAAAUCAGUAUUGUGUUCUGAGAAAGAUUCAACUCAUAUCAUUUCUCAGUCUUUCUUCUCCAGGAAUUAUAUCUGCUUGGACUGUACCUCUUUUUCUCUGUUCAGCUCCCCCUCUGUUGCUGUAAUUCACCUUCUUUUGAACAGAAAUCAUUGCCAGAAGUAAAAUGUUAUCGCUGGUUCAGGUUUUAUGAGACAUCAUCUUCCCUGAGUCAGUUAAUUUGUCUUCAAAUUAAGAUACUUUCUCAAAAUGUUGAUCUCUGUUUACAGCAGGAACUCUGAAAACUUAGUGGGGUUUCGGAGUGCUUUUUAGUUGGAUCUUGUUGUGCUUCCCCUCCCCCAGGUGUAUGUAUCCUCUUCAAACCUUUCAGUCUUAUCAGCUGUCUCUAAGAGAUAGAGCAACAGUAUCAAAAUACUGCUUUAGGGCGUUUCUCCGUUUCAAUAAUUGGUCUUUCCUGGAUAGAAGAGAGGCAUUGAAGGGAGGUGAACCUUUCUGUUAAAUAUCGCAAAUAAAUUACUUGACAGUAUCAGCAAGGCCGAUACAUGCACAAUUCAGCCUCCUUUGUACCGAGCAGUUUUAGACUUAAUUGAGUACGAUGGUGUGCUGUCUUUGCCAAGGAUCUGUGUAUGUUGGAAUGGAUUGACAUGCUCACUGUCAUCUCAAAGAUAAUUUGAAAAAGGCAGAAAUAUUACAACUAAUUACAGCAUUAUUGAAAACACAGCUUGAUUUAUAGCUUCGGUAAAACUCAGUUCAUUUAAACACAUAAUUCUUUCAACACAAUAAAAGUCUUGGCAUAUUUUAUUGUUGGGGUGCUUUUAUUUUGAAGUAACGGUGCUCGAAAUGCACCAACUGGGAGAUUAAUUAUAAGAAAGUGUUUGUUGUUGUGUACUUCUGAUGGUAAUAAGUGACUAAAUAGAGGAUCAUACUUAUCAGGAGCUUCUUGUCCUCUGUUCCUUCACUGACAGAAAAGAUGAGCAAGGGAACGUUUCAGUGUAGUUACUAAGUGUUCGAUAAAGCCACACAUUCACAUACACACUGUACUUUUAUCAGCCUUUUCAGUUUGUGCGCAGUAUGAUGAUGAGUAAUGUAAAGUGUCUUGUCAGAUAAAGGAUGACUGUCUGAGGGCCUCAUAGUUGUUUUUGUGUUGUUGAACCAGUCUGACAGAGCAGUUCCCAAAUACUCGAAUAGCAGGGUAAUAAGAGGAACUGCGCUCUGCUGAGGGAACAUUAUGAACAAGAGAGGGGAGGGAGAGAAGCUGGCCAGGGAAACACUGCAGCUUCUCACUAUCUGCACUUCAGCCAGACUUAUCUUUUAGGCAAACAGCCUCUGAGAAAAGUUCAACCAGGUAUUGCACCGUUUUCUCUGGCAGACUGUUUCUCUAACUCUGAGAAGUACCUUGGAGCAAACUCAGUUAAAAGAUUCAUGUAAAUGUAAAUUUGGUUUUCAUUUAAAAAGACUCUGCAAUGUUGUGAAUGUUUCGGAUUUGGCAAAGCUUUCUCUGCACCACGAUGCAUCAUGCUCCAUCAAAGGUGCAGGGACUGCCAGGUGUCAGCAGCAGAGCAGUUGGUGAUUCAGCUCCAGCUCGCAUAAAUCGAGGUGAUCCCCUGCUGAAUGGUGCGGUUUGUCUCUUCUCCUUUUGGAUGUCGAGGUGGCUGUAAAUAAACAGCCAUGAUCUAAAACUGAAUGGGGUCAUUCUCAUGCUUGAAUGGUUUUUCCAGCUGUGUUUGUUCUCUGUGAAUGCAAGGCCACCCAUAGUUGUCUCCCAGGGUACCUACAGUAUGUUUAACAGCAUCCACGUCCAUACAUAACUACACACUACCUCACCAUUUACAUUCCUCACUCUGAAUUUAUUUACUCCCCUGUGUUUUUUCUCUCUUUUCUUCCCACUCACUCCGAUUCACAUCCAUGUUAUUCAGUUUACAUGAAAUAGGUCGUGCCGUUCAAGUUAGUUUAUCUUAUCAUUUGCAAGUUUAAAGUUCGAUGCAAAAUAAAAGCCUGAAGAAAAGACAGAAAUGUUAUUACUGUAUACAUCUAGGAGUCACUAAAUAAUGCAAAAGGUCCAAACAUUCACAGCUUUGUAUUCAAUAUGUUUUGAGAAAGCUAGAGAUUUGUAAACUUUUACAGACUGCAGCUAAGUGAGCGUUGAUCUGAUCUUUAAAGAUUCUGAGACACUGUUUUUAUCAACAGCUGGUAGUUUUCAUAGUAUGGGGCAGAGUGGUCGAUUAAACUAAUCCAUUGCUCUGGUAUGGGGGUAACUCCGGUUCAUAGGAGUGUCCACUUAUGUACACAGGAAGCGACCGGUCACUGGCGCUGUCAUAAUAUCUUAUGUUUUGGUCGUAUUAUCAUCUCUUUUGACGCUGCAGACCCAAGCAGUUGAUCAGUGCUCUGCAGGGGGAAGACACUGUGUCCAUCUGAACUUAGCUCAAAAACAUAUAGGAUUAAAAAUUCCUCAUUGGAUGGUGCACCAACGAUGGGAUGAGUGCUUGGGUUGGAGUGUCUCAAAAGUAGCUUAAUCGCUCAACAGACUUGUUCCCAUCUGCAGAAAACUGUAGCCUAGCUUGUGCCUACUCCCCCAGCAGUUGCUCUGAAGAGGAGUAGAGCUGAUGUUACACUGACAUAUAACAUUGAUGAGUCUUCAUUAAAGGGAUAGUUCAGUUUUUAUGAAAAGAGGUUGCAGAUAUGAGUACAGUCAGGACAGGAGCACUUCACUGUUCAGGCUCUUGAUGGAUCAUGUCUGAAUUAAUUUCUCAGAAUCAUGGCAUAGCAGGAAGUAAAAAAAAGUGAUCAAUUUAGUAUCAAAUUUUCAUUAAUUUUUUGGUUGAUCCAAAAAUCAGAGCAAACUAAACCGGAAGAUUUAUGAUCUGUUGCAUCCCAAUAACAUUAUCAAAGACAAUAAAAGUAUAACUUUUUUUUCACAUUUUAAUAAAUAAACAUGGCUCUGCAUUUAUUAUUCACACAGUAUUAUUUUAAGUAUAAUAUAUUUGUAAUAAAUUUUAAUUCUAACACCACCAAAAUGACUCAAUUAACUUCAUAAGAGCUCUAAAUUAAGACUUUAAAAAGAUUGUUUUUUGGUUUAAUGGAUUUACCGUAAAGUGAAGCAUCAGUAAAAUACCUCAAUUGUGACUUAAGAGACAGAGAUGUAUGCUGACAGGCAGAAAGACUGCAAACAGCCAAACAAUACUGCAGGCAGUAAAACAAGGCCCUGGGUGCUGCACACACACACACACACACACACACACACACACACACACACACACACACACACACACAAUGAGUCCUUUGUACUCCCUCUCUCUCUCUCUCUCUCUCUCUCCCUGGGUACUGUAGGGGUGCGGUAUGUCUUGUCAACUAUGCCGGUUAGCAUGGGGCCAGCCCCCCCUGAGCUGCCCAGGAGCUCUCUUGUGGUGUGUGUGAGGGAGAGUGUAAGAUGCAAGGAAACCUCGACAUCGCCUGUGCCCUGUGUUUUUCACUCACUGUGAUUUCUUCUUUCCUUAUUCGUCUGAAACUUUGUACAAAGUUUGUAAAAUGUAGAUUAAAAGCAGAAACAAAAACGAGCAGGUGGAACUACCCCUUUAAAUGAAGAAACUGUGCAGAACUUGAUGUCAAAAACAAAACCACUGGAGAGCGUUUAAGGUCAGAUAAGUGUGGAUGAAGACAUGAUUGAUUAAAAACACAAAGGAGAGCAACUAAAGGAGCAAAAUCAGUGCAUCUGCAAACUGAUACUGGAUGGCGAUUUUCCCAACUUAGUGAAUGACCAGAAAGCCAGGUGGUCACAUGAUGGAUCCAGCCACACCACUUCUCUCAGCUUCUCAGCGUCUGGGGCUCUUUAGCCCCGGUUGCCAUAGAAACCCUGUCGCUGUGCCUCAUGGUAGGGUUUAGAAGUCGGAUGCCUGUGUUUGUGUGAGUGAGUGAGUGAGUGAGUGAGUGGGUGCUCAUGUGAGAGAGAGAGAGAGAUCUCCCAGUCCCAGGCGGAACACUGGUAGUAACUGGUACUGCCUUGUUAGAAAGGGCAACACCUAUUCAGACACCGAGUUCACUUUGAUGAGAUAUGAACGCUUUGGGACUCCAACAGAAAAGUUAGACAUACACUUAAGCGCUUUCUUACACCUAUGAGCGUUUAAACUAAUGAAUCCUGCAGCAGUUUUAUAGUUAUUUUAGAGCAACAACACCAGAUUCCUUCAAGGAUCAUGCAAAUAUGAAACGUCUGUAAAAUUCUAAGUAGCAUUUUCUUUUCUUAUACCAAUUUUAUUCUUUGGUAAACCCUGUUUUUGGACAUUAGAAGACCCCUGAGCAUUUAAAUCAUUCAGACUUCUCUCUGUAAAUUAAUCUUUUGUAUAAUUCUUUGGCGUUUUCUUCAUCACUUUUGUCGUGCUCUCUGUCGCACAGAUCACUAAGCCUUUUGUUUUGUCUUUGUGUUUACCCUGCCAGAAAAAAGCCAAAGGUGAAGAGCUGUUUGACCAGAUCAUGUACCAUCUGGACAUCGUGGAGAAAGACUACUUUGGGCUACGCUUCAUGGACUCGGCGCAAGUACCGGUAGGUUUAUGAUAACUGCGAAAGGUGCAAAGAGCUUGUUUUGAAUUCGUUGGUUUGGUGUGCUCCUUGCUAUUGGAUUAGCACAUCUUAUUACAAUAUUUGUUUCUGUCAAAAAGUUGAUCUUUUAAAGACAAUUUGGUGUGCAAAUUAUGCCAGCAGUUUGCCCCUGGUUGGCACCCAAACUGGUACCUCAUAAACUAAGGUACACGCCAAGCUUUUAUUAGUCUGUAAAUGUGUGGUGUUUAAUCCAACGUGAAUAAAAAUCAAUUUCCUCACUGUAUUGUCCUGAACGUUUGUUAGCAUUCACAAGGCCAUUUUGGAGAAGAAAAAUGAUAUUUUUAUUUGGCGUUGGCUAAUGAUGUCUUUAUUUGAGGCAACUCCACAGUUGGUGGCAAAUAAGUCAAACAAACAGAUAAAUACUGGCUAACAUCAACUCUGAUACCAUUAAAACUCUUAAACUUUCUGCUCUGGACUUAUCUGAGUUUUCUCCAUGUCUUCAUGUUUAUAUUGACGUGGUUUUGAGCAGUCUUCUCAGCCGCCGUUCACUGCCAGACUUUGGAUCUCAUUCCAAAUCACAGUUCGACCGUUUUGAAGGAGAAACUUGAGGCGGGCACUUUCCCAUCCAGUGAAUGGGCUAAAGGGAUUGGUUCUGGGACUCUUGUCCGCCCUGAGAGUCAGGCGGUGCGCUGAGACAAACUGUUUUAAGUCACUGGUCCGCCUGUGACCCUGUUCCUUCAACUUGAUGUUUCUUGAAGGCCGUGGAAGGAGAAGGGCUGGUGGUGGGAGGAAAGAGGUGACUGAUGGGAAGGGCGCGAAGGAGAGGGGGGAGGUAGAGAGUCUGAAGAGUGGGAGGGGGAGCUGAAGUAAAGAGAGAGAGGGAGAGAGAGAGAGAGAGGGCUGUAAUAAAGGAAUGUGGGGGAGAGGAGGCUCGUGAGUGCUGUGAGUUCCUCUGUUAUCUCUCUCUGUUUCUCUUUUACUCUCUCUUACUUACACAUGCACCGCCACCACCGCCUCUCCUUGACAUUUUUCAUGCCUCAUAGAGCCUGAACUUCCAAGAAGAAUAACAGCACAGAGCAGAACACUGACUCCACUGUUUGUGUGUCUCUUUUGUUGCACCUCCCACCAUUAAACUUUUUAUAACCUGAAGGUUCACUCAGAUUUUUAUCAUUAGGAGGUUUGACAAUACAAAUAAUCUGGUAACAGCUGUGGGCAAUGAGGCCACCCUUGAAGAACAUUUGUUAAGGCACUCUCUGUGUCUUUGUUUUUGACAUUUUUCUCAGAUUUGAUCUUUUCUGCUGUGAUAGUAGCUGUGUAUUUUAACUCGUCACCUUCUUGUCUUCUCAGCACUGGCUUGAUGUCACAAAAAGCAUCAAAAAGCAAGUGAAAAGUGAGUAUACAGGGACCCUAUCUAAGCACGCAUAAAUACUUUAUCCCUUACAAACAACUUCCUUUUUUUAAAAACAUUUGAAGUGCAUUUUCACUCAUAGUUUUGGUUAAUACUUUAUGAUUGUUGAGCUUGAAAUCUUCCUCUUUUGUAAUCCUGUUCCACCUGCAGUCGGUCCACCUUACUGCCUUCACAUGAGAGUUAAGUUUUACUCCUCAGAACCAAACAACCUCCAUGAGGAGCUCACCAGGUGAGGAAAACCACAAACUUUUCUACUUUGCUCAGUGCAAAACAACUUUUGGAGGCUAUAAACCUCAGAGCAAAUCUUGUGCAGUUUGAGUUUCAGAGUUAGGGAGCUGAUUUUAAGGGUAGAGUGUGUAAAAUAGGAAUAUUAAGUGAUAUUUAGAUGGUAAUACACCUGUGCUCCAACCCUUCUCAUCGCUGAAGUGACAGUGGUAUUUAAGGUCAAGACACUCCUGUGAUUCAUGGUUACUGUGGUCCCCGUCUGUCAAGUUUUUACCGUCAAAUACAUCUUGAAGUGCAAAAAAAAAACAUCCACUCUAUAUAAGAUGCUCGUUUGUCCAUUCUGUGUUUCUGUAAACACAUGGCCAUCUCCCUGGAUGGGGACCCACUCCUGUCAGGAUAUAAAAGUCUCAUUAUAAGUUAAUAAAAACAAGUUUAUUUUUAUAUUCAGGUGAUUAAAAACUACAUUAAACAUUCUUACAAAUAAAGUAUUCCAUUACUGAGUCCAUCCUGCUAAAUACAGCUAAAAAAUACACACUGUACCUUUAACUUUAUCUCACCCAAAUAAAAGUCUGCAUUUGCUCACAGGUCUGAUUUUUGUGUUCGCCACUAAAGUGUCAAUUUCACCCAAAUAUCAUCACGUCAUCUGAGCUUUAUGUUCUAUUUUCCUUUCAGAUACCUUUUCGUGUUGCAGUUAAAGCAAGACGUCCUCAGUGGCAAGUAAGUAGUAUUUUUUUAACUUCAUCUUUUGAAUUUAAUGCCAUUCACUUUAGCGAGAAAUAAGAUAAAGUAUUGUAUUUCUCUUUGUUACUGUGGCCAAGUCUUACAGUUUCGUCAUUUUCAGGCUAGAAUGUCCAUUUGAAACAGCAGUGGAGUUGGCUGCCUUUGCUCUACAAGGUAAGCUCCCCAGCACAUCCUCUCCAAUUCUGACAAAUGCUAUAUAUGAGAGCUAUGGUGCUCCAAGUCUGUGCUCUCAGUAACACUCAUGCAUGUAACGUUCAGUUCCAGUAAAAACUGCUUAGAAAGGGUUGAGGUUUAACUUUUAGGAGCCUGCCUUUAAAUGUUUUGUUUUUACUCUGCUGUAGAUGCAAGUCAAAUUAAUAUCUGCAGUUGAAUCCGUCUGAUUCUAACCAGAUUGAGGCAUGUGCUCACAAGUCUGGCGGCAGCUGCAGUGGAGGACCCUUGUGUUCGGGCACCUCCAAGUUUCCCUUGAUCUUUACACACUGGUCAUGGUUGUCUCUGUGAUUCACCAUCCAAGAGAGGCUAACAUACACCCCAUCCAUGACCAUAGAGCUGAAAGAAAAAGGAGCUAUAGCUUUAAGUGACCAUACAAAGAACGAGAUUUCAGACACUUGUGGCUGGCAUGACUGAGGAGGAGCCAACUGAGGUGUGGGGAUGAUCCUAUAGCUACAUACAGUACAGUUAAUGGAGCAGAAAUAGUUUGAGCUUUCUCUUACUACCUAGCUUUGAAUAAGCCCACUCUGCACUUAUCUACUCUUUGUCAUCGUUUCAGUCGCAGCGUUUACGUGAAAGAGCGAUCUAAAAGCCGCUGCUGCAGAAAGACAUAAACGGAGCCAUUAGAGAUGUUUAUGGAAUGGGAUUGCAUGCACAAGCUCUUUGAAACACACGCACACACACAGGCACACACAAACAUAGUCACUGUGGGGUAAAUGCCAGCUCAUUAGUGCUCCAUCCUCUUCGGAGGCCCCCUAAUCCAGCACCCUCUCUGUCUUCUGUCUUUCCUCUGGUCGGCCUUUCUGUCCUGGGUUUCCUUUUUUUUUAAGUUGUGUUGAUCUACUGACAUUUACUGGGUUAAGGAAAGGAUAAGCUUAUCUUUUCUCUCCUUUUUAUCCUGAGGCCUUUCUCACAGCUGGACUCACUAAACAGAGGAGUCCUAGUUUCUUCUGUCAACCCAAACACUGCAAUAUCAAAUCAGACUGGGCUUUUGGUCUGUGUCCUAUUUUGCUCAUCAACACUAACACAUACUGGGUGUCUUUCCGUUCAUACUCUCAAAACACUAUUCUCAUUAUCAAGUGCCCACAGUUAAAAUAUAGGAUCAUCUGUCUGGAAAGAGAUUAGAUAUGCAUCAUUCCAUGUCUUAAUGCUGUAUGUUUUAAAUGAUAUCUCAUGGAAGGUGUGUUCAUUUGUUUAUUUUGUUCAUGGGGGUUAUUCACAGCCACAACAAGAGUCCAGCCAUGCUGUCUACUCAACCAACCCUUGACGUGGACUUUAUCACUCUUACCAUGUGUGUUUGUUUGUUUUCAGCUGAGCUCGGCGAUUGUGACCCGCUGGAUCAUAACCUGGACCUGGUGUCAGAAUUUCGCUUCAUACCCAACCAGACAGAGGAUGUAGAGCUUGCAAUAUACAAUGCAUGGAAGGAGUGCAGGUAAUCAUGCCACUGAUUUAUUUAUAUGUAGAGAACUGUUUUUAAAGAGUUUCCUGACCAAGAAAGGCUGCAGCAUGAAGGUUCGAACAGACAAUAAUCCGACUUACAUACAAACAUAAAAAAGCUUUACAAGCAGUUUGAGACUGGGAGAGAGUCUGACGCUGAGCAGUACUAUUGCACAGGUCUAAUACUGACCCAUGAGGCUCUCUUCUGGUUACAAAGAAAGAGCUGGAUGUACAACCCUUUUCCUGCACAGACAGUUGUUAAACCAUCUGACUGCUUGUUAAGAGGGUCCUGUUUGCAGCGGUCUUUGUGGAGGUCGAGUAUGGCCCAUAGUAUCCAACGCCUCAGAAAGGUCAAUAAAAGAAGCUGCACAAUGCUGCACAUUUUCUAUAAAAUCACUAAAACCUCUAAACAUUUUAAGAGCUGAGUUAACGCUGUUUUACUGUGCUGCUUCCUAACGCCAGACUGGAAACCAGAUAAAAUGUAAUUAGUGUUUAAAAAUUUACCCAAUCGAUCACUUGAAAACUGUAACUUAAAACUUGAAAGUGAAACUCAGUAUCAGUGAGGUGCAGUGCAUUUAGUUGAUGGCAGCCAAUGGCAGAUAUCCCAUAAAAACAAAUGAAUGUCCUUCAUUCAGUGGUCAUUAUGCUUUGGAGGCUGUUAUUGGCAACGCUGCAUGAAUACACCAUAUUUUUUUUGUUUGUUUAGUUUUGUUUUAUCCUCUCAGCUCAGGGCAGCAUUUAUAGUUUAAACAGUCCAAACCAUUUUGACCCCCUCUCUGUAUUUUCUUUCAGAGGUCAGAUGCCAGCCCAAGCUGAAAUAAACUACCUGAAUAAAGCCAAGUGGCUUGAAAUGUAUGGUGUGGAUAUGCAUAUGGUCAAGGUAACUAAAACACACACUGUCCCAGCAUGAACUCGGAUUAUAGGAGAAAGAUUUUAGGAAAGUGUUUUUAAAAACUCGUAAUGUAACAGAGUUUUCUUUCUUUCUUUAUCUUUCUUUCUUUCUUUCUUUCUUUCUUUCUUUCUUUCUUUCUUUCUUUCUUUCUUUCUUUCUCCAUUUUGUCCACAGGCAAGAGAUGGUAAUGAGUACAGUCUAGGUUUGACACCAACUGGGGUUCUGGUGUUUGAAGGUCAAACCAAGAUCGGACUCUUCUUCUGGUACGUUUGAUUAUUUCAAAAUAACAGAAAUAUUUACAGCAGUGCAUUUUGAAAAAAAAAACAACAACAUUUGCAUCCUUUUUGUUUCUGUUUUUGCAGGCCGAAGAUCACUUGUCUGGAUUUCAAGAAGAGCAAACUGACACUCGUGGUGGUGGAGGAUGAUGAACAGGUGAACAGAGGCACACACAUGUCAAAAAUAAGUUUGAUUUAUUGUCUACACAAAAAUUCCCUCCUGUCUCAAAAAAGAGAAGAAUCACACAUAACCUUUUUUGUGGUACUUGUUUCCUUUUAUGUCAACUUUUCACGAAAGCAGUAAUCUUAUCGAGACAUCAGAGGUUGUUUUUGAGAGAGACCUGGUCAAACUCAGGUGGACAGAACAAGACAUCUUAUUUGAACCGCUUUAAAGGAGUGGAACAAAGUCGACAUAUUCCUCUAAAAACCUUUGUUUAAAGUGCUUGAGCCCAAGUAAGAGGCCGGUCGGUCCAAAUCAAAAUGAAACAAGACUUAGUAUUGUACUGCCCAGAGGCUAGAUUAUAUGAGAGAAAAGGAGAGUCUGUUUAUGUCCAUCCUGGAGGUCUGUGAGUGAGGUUAAUAAAGAAGCCUACCCCCUCUGGUAUUUCUGGUAUGCACUAUUCUCUUACUCACACACACACACACACACAAACACACACUCUCUCUCUCUCUCUCUUUGGCAGUUCUUGUCUGCCAUGUCCAAAGCAGCACUGUACAAUAGUCUAGUUGCCAAAGUACCAUUUAUACAUACUUCUAUAUAUUUAUUAAAUAAAUCGAUUUUGCGAUAGGGAGUAUAACCAUCAUAUCUUGUACUUAAAGAAGAACAGGUGGCUCUAAGAAUGUUGUGUUAAUCUCAAAGCUUAUGUGACUCUCUCUCUCUUUGAGUACAGUAGAACUAAAAAGAAAAAUUGUAGAAAAAAACAUCUCGAACAGAAGAUAAAGGAUAAAAAAAACUAAGUCAGAUGUUGUCUCUGCUGCGGCUCUAGUACAAGUUCUGUUUGUGGCUUUGGUGCUGGGCAAACUUCAUCCAUGUCUCCACGAGAAAUCAGAUUAAUGAGGCUGCGUUUGCACACUGUAGCACAGCUAUUCAUUCUUGACAUAUUUGCGCCUUUCAAGAAGCAUGAGCCAGCACAUAAGCUUUGUUUUACCGCAGGAAUGUUGGCCGGGACUGCGGGCGAAAUCUCAUAUAUUACACAUACACUAGUGAAGAUUAUAUGAGGCAUGGUCUGUGUCACCUAAAUCUAACCUAUACCGACACUCCCCAGGGCAAAGAACAAGAGCACACCUUUGUCUUCAGGAUGGAUCACCCUAAGGCCUGUAAGCACCUGUGGAAGUGUGCUGUGGAACAUCAUGCUUUCUUCAGGCUUAGAGGGCCGGUACAGAAGAACUCUGCGCGCUCUGGGUUCAUCCGCAUGGGAUCACGCUUCAGAUACAGGUAAUACAAACAAAAGGGUUAAUAAUUUGUGUUUGUGUGGGCCUGGAUUGGUCUGACCCCCGAGUGUUAAAUUUGGAUUUUUAACUCUUAUCAACAGAAAAAAAAUGGGAUCAAUGUAGAGAAAAAAUACACUGAUCAGCAAUAAUCAGCUGCUUCAUAUUGAGGUAUAACUGUUUCCCAGGUGACCGAAUGAAUUUACUCAAAGAUGGGGUAGGCAGGAUCUGAGGAAGUGUCAGUUUUUGGGAGAAAUCUUGAAUGUAAACUCUACCUCUCCCAACCAGUUUUCCCCUCAGCUCCUCCUCUCCUCUUCCUCUCUGCUCCAUCAAGCCCCGCCCACAAACAGACGCUCCUGCUCGCUCGUAUCGUUCCAUUUAUCUUCAGAUAUAAUGCAGAUAAAUACUUCAGAUAAUUACAAAUUUGGCCCAGUCAACGUGAAAGUAAAAAGCAUUGGUGCUACUGUCGAUGCCAACAGACUACCAGAAACACAAUGUUUGCAGGACUUCUACAACUAGGAUAAAGUGACAUAGUCCAGGACCCGAGGUCAACAGUUUAGUGGCGCUACAACACGCAGCAGGUCCCGUUUGACAAGAGACACUUCUGUUACACUUGGCUUACUUUGUUAAAGCGGUUUACCUGUCCAGCAGAAAGGUUACAGGGUCCAGAAGAUCCCAACGCGUCCCCCAUCAUUGUUGACCCGGCUUCUUAGCUCUUCUCCGGUCUACCUCCUUCUAAGCGCCCGUUAUUCCGCCAGAGUCUCUGGUAUUUACUUUGUUUUCUUGCUUGUGUCGGCAGUCGUAGCUAAAGGAGGAUUUUCCGUACUUUCUGGUUGGUUUCUACUGUCCGAUAUUGUAGCACGCUAACUUUGUUUGGGCUACUGAGUGACACGGGGGAGCAGCAGGGAAUGGCUUUGUUUACAGUCAGAAAGAGCGGAGCACUCAAAAAAUUUAAAAUGUUGAGAACACAGACAUAACAAAACACAGCGAUACAGUUAUAUCACCAAAUGUCAUCAAUAACUAACAGCUUUUGACUGAUAUUAAAAGCUUUUUUUGUUUAUACACCACAAAAAAAGAUGCUUCUUUAACAGAAUACUGCCUACCCCAUCUUUAAAGAGCAAAAAAUCUGACACCAUUAGAAAGAUCCCUGAGCACGUCAAAGGCAGUACAUCCAAACCACUUGUGACUCUCAGCUGGAAGAGCAAUGCGGAUGAGAUUGUUGUGGGGACAAGUGCAGCUGGUCUGGCUUUGAAGACAGGCCUGUGAGGGGGAGGGAGGGAGAGUGCUGAUGGCUUUACUGCCACACAUACUGUAUGGAGAGCCUGGUGUUUGUUUCUGCACUACGCCAUCAAACAUAUCAACAGAGAUAAUCCUAGCUUUGCACAUAGUAUCGUUCUCUGUUCACACAAAAGCCCCACAUGUGUACACACAGAUACUUGCAGCGGUACAAGACAGGCACUCAAUGUCCACAUACCACAGUAGCCAGCUAGUCCCCUUCUGUGUGUGUUUAAACAUUACCCAGUUGGAUAAGCAUUGAUGGUAGUGUUGGUCUAACACAGAGGUUACAGGGUUUGUUGUUAGUAGAAGGUUAUCGCUCCGAUGAGUCCAGAGUUCAGGAAGGGUCACCACCGUGCCUUUUUGUUUUUUUAAUAUCGACAAUGAAGUUUCAUUAAGAAGUGGUUUGGCUUGCGUCAUUCAGGGUUGCCGUAAUGUAACUGAUUUCUUUGUCGACAGUGGAAAGACAGAAUAUCAGACGACGAAGGCGAAUAAAGCAAGACGGUCAGCCUCCUUUGAGAGACGACCAAGUCGACGUUACUCCAGAAGAACCAUGCACAGCAGAGGUGAGGACAACUCUCGCAAAGUCACACACUUUCCCAAAAUACCAGGAUUAAUAUGUUUAAUACACCAUGUCACCACAUUCCCCUUGUGUUUAUUUAAUAAAAAGAUAACUUUGACACAUGACUGGAAACAGUGUGCAAGAUGUCAGUAUGUCUUGCAUAAUUUGACACAUUCUACUGAACCUAACCCUACAUUAUCUUCUCUUCUGUUUGUACAGGAGCAUUCAAUCCCCAUGAGUAAGUACACUGAUAUUCCACCAUAGUGAUCAUGCAUUUGUUGAUUUCUCAUAUCCAUCCUCCCCUUAAUGCUCGUCUUUAGUUUCAGAGUGGUCAUAUUCAGUCUUAUCUAAUUUCUGCAGGAACUGUUUUAUUUCACGUUCAUUGUCUUUCCUCAUUAGUGACAUCAAACCACGAAAAAUAAAGCUCUGCACUAAAACUGUUUUAUUAAAUACCAGAUGAAUUCGUCUGCACUCAUGAAGUACUGCUGCUGAAAGUGUUGUGACUCACUCACUCGGUCUCUUUAUUCAUUCAGUUACACCAUAAGCCCUGACUGUAAUCUUGUUACAGAGGUAGCCUUUUGUUAAAGGGAUAUGUGUGUGUGGGCUGAAGACUGAUGUCAGUGGUAGUUUUAAGCCAUCACGGGACCUGUUGACUCGGAGACUUUUCAUUACACUUGACUGGUUAGACCGUAACUGUGAAAGUGCAGCUCUCUUUGAAGCAGCAGCAUGUUUGCAUAAUGUGAAGCUCUGUCUGAAGUUUGGAAAAAUCGCAUGUGCAGAACGAGAAUCAGUCAUUUUGUCAGUCACUUAUUAGCGAUGUCUCCUGUAAAAAGCACCAAUUAAGUGUUCAGAUGAUAAGAGUGAAUUUCAGUUUGGAUUUUUGUUGCUCCGAUAAAAUCACUGUUUCUCUCUCUCUGCUCAGUGCUCUUUCCUCUGGCAAUGGAGUCAGCUCUGGCAAAGACAAGGUGAGAGGCCAGGAUGAACAUGACUUCGCAAAGAAAACACUUGAUUUGUUUGAAUUAAAGGAAUAGUAACUAUAAUUCUCAUCUUUUUUCUCCCUCUCAGGUGUCCUCUAAUAAAGGUGCUUGGUCAGCCGUGCCUGUGGUCAGCCCUGUAGCUGCUUCUGCAUGUGGACCAAUAGAAAUCGAGGCUCUACCAAGGAGUCCAGGCGGAGAAAAGAGGAGGUUGGUACCUGAACAUUUAUGUUUUUGAGCAUCUGUCUGUUUUUAUUUUGUUGUUGUCUCUAUAUUUGCCCCUGAAGUUGAAAAUUGAAGGUUUGUAUAUACAUACAGAUGACAGUCAAUUAUUUUUAGUGUCUUAAUGCUUCCUUAGGAUGAGCGAAACAGGACCAUGUCAGCAACCAUGUGAGGGCAGGCCAACUGAUCUUUGCUAAUAGAAAUGGGCGAAUAGCUAGGUGUGUUUUUCACAGUCUAAUGCCAUGAGAGUGGCUUAAGAGGGCUUAUCCACUCACUGCGUCUUGCUGUGACUGGGGAAGGUAGAGAGGAAAGAGCCGGAAGGUGGAUUUGGUGUAUUUUAGUUUUUCUCUUUUGGUGACUCAAAGUUCCUUCCAUGCUUGGCUUCGUUUUUGCCUACUUGUAAAUUCAGAAAGAAACAGGUUAUGCACUUAGAGUGUAACUUGUAGACAUGAGGGUCUCUCAGAAACACUUGAAAGAGGGAGAUACUCCUGUGCAUGCAUGCAUGAAUGUGUCUCAGUGAGAAGCUGUACAUACCAAAGAGUGCUGUAUGCUAGCUGACUGACAGGACAGACAAACCGAUGAUAGAUGAACAAAGUAGACCAGAUCAUGAAGUGCUGAUGGAGUUCACAUAGUCUAAUGAUUUUUCUGCCUUAAGUAUAACAUAAAGGUGUGACUUAUUUUUUUGAUAUCCCUCAUACAUUUCUGUUGUUUCAUGUGGUUUUAUGUCUUCUUGAGUAUGUCGUGGUGUGCUCUGCCUUCAUUAUGUCAACACUGCAGCUUUUAAAACGUGUGUUUAAAAAGAAAAACUUAUUUUUGGAGUUUCCUGUUUAGGAUAAAUCUGUUUUUGUUUUGUGUUUUUGGCUGUUGUGUGCAUGAGAGCGUGUUUGAAAGAACAAGCAGAUCAUUUGCACGCAAAUAUGUAAAGACCCACCUCUCACAAACCAAUGUCCCCCCUGUGUGUUCCAGUAUAAACAUGUACUGAGGUGAUAUUGGUCUUGUCUGGAGGCAGGCCAGGUAGGUACAAUCAAACACUAAACCUCGCCAUCUCUCCGGCUUAACAAAUCAGCUCCUACGCUGCGGCAAGCUUUUUGAUUUUGGCUUUUGAAACUGGUUUCCAUGCAGUGGUAUGGUGUGUAGUUGGUGUCUGUCCACUUUUUGAUCAGCAUGAAAAUUUAACCUAAUCGAUGCAGGAGGUGAGCAGAUCAUCGGGAUGCUCUGCAGGGAUCUUGUGUUUGGCAGCAAAAAUCUGUGGGUUUGAUUUCCAGCUUUGGCUCUGUCCUGUUUUAGACUAUAGCUGUCUCUGCUUUCAGUUAUCUAAUGACAUGCCGUGCACCUGGUGCAUCCUUUGCAUCACCUGCUCCUCUGUAAACCUUUUUUUAACCUCCAAGCUGUAAAAUGUUUCACAAAAUGUUAAUUGAGGAUGAGUAGAAGCUGUUUGCCUCUCAGCUUUCAGAUUUUGUUCGUUUUUUCCCUGUUGUUAAGUAAUUACUCAUUUGAUCAGACCUCUUCUGUCCUCAUCAGACUUCUCUGACUUCAGUGAGAAAAAAAGGCACAUUCAGAUUUACAGCUUAGGCUGAUCCUGUUUCUAGUAAAGAACAUUUCUGGUCAGUUGUUUUAAGAGGAUUGCUCGUCAAUCUGUAAAGCAGCAGCAUUUUUUCCCAUUUACUAACCAAAGAAAUGCUCAGGAUGCUCAGAUGUUAAUUUGGAUAGGACCCUGAUAUAUCCAGAGGGGUUGAUAUUAGGGCCCGACCGAUUUAUGGGAGAGACAAUUAAAUGGUCCAAUUUUAGCCCACUUGAGACUAAUUGGUAAUUGUCCAAAACUCGCCGAUUUGUGCCGAUAUUUUCAGAAAUAAUGCGGAGAAUAAGAUUCGGUUUCACUUCGAAAAUGUUCUGCCAUUGAAAAGUUCCCCAACUUAUCCAGUAGAUGGCAGUAGAUGACCUCAUGACAAUCUUCAUCCACUAACUACCUCACAGCACAGCAGAGUGACAGAUCUGAAACAGGCAGCUAAGGGACCUCAGAGGAGAGUUUUCCGCCUCAACGGUAAAUAAACCAGUUUGUGAAAUACACAAUAAGUCAACAAGUUUCAGUUCAACCCACUUCACCAUGUUCCCCGCUGUGCUGGUCUCGGUCACGCCGAGUUAACGGUGAAGAACCAUGUAAUAUGCAAGUUAAAGUUAGAGUUAGCCAUCCGCUAUUAGCCUUGCUACACUGUUAGCCGUGACAGUAACGGUAGAAUAAACAACAGUAGACAUUAGUGAUCGAGCUACUUCUCUUACUGAGGCAGCUGCAUGUCUCCAGAUGAGACCGGACCAGAAAUAAGUAACAUGAGUUAAGACGUGGAGGCACCAAUCGGCGUGUAUAUUAUGUAUUAUAUAUUUUUUAUAACUUAAUAAAAAAAUUUAAAAAAUCGGUUGAUUAAUCGGUAAUCCCCCCCCCCGUUAUAACAUCAUCGGCCCCAAAAAAUACAUUUUGGUCGGGCCCUAGUUGAUAUAGCGCACUGAUCAUGCCCUAUCCUCCCCUCUCAGACUUUGCUGCUCUAAAGGUUGAUGGUAAAUCCUCCAGGCUGCUUCAUGUUCAUCAGUUUCCUUUUCGCAGUGCCAUUUAAAACACAUGCUCGCUCUUUUCUGUCUCUAAAUAUUUUAACUCCAAAUUUGUGCCGUGUUUAAACCUGUCAAGCAACUUCAAGUUUAACAACCGACUCACUGUUUUAAAAAUGCACACGCAGCACAAGCCGCCAUUACCCACCAGUGGUCGAGUGUUGUCGAGAGCUCCACAGAGCUUAAUACAUUCUCUUAUCAUCUUAUUAAACGUUUCAGAAAAGCUUCACCAGCACUAACACCAGCACAGCAAGUUCUCUCGCAUUUAAUCAGCACAAGAUAUUUCACUUAGAUGAACUCUUGGUUAGAUUUGCGGGCAACAUUUUACAGCUGACUGAGCGGAUAUUAAGUGGGGGGCUGUAAAAGGGACAUUUCUGUGUUUUUAAUACGUCAGACUAAUCAGUGGUGCUCUUUUCAUUCUUUCCCAGUGUCUUUGUCUCAACUUUGCUUUUAACAGUGGAUAUGCACAGAGUAUCAUAACAGCUCGUGACAGCAUGAGUCUCAUAUGUCCUCUGUCUCUCUGCACUAAAGAUACAAUGUCAGCCUUUUGCACAGACAACCCUCACUCCAUAAUAGUAAGGGUGCUGUGUAAAAUAUUUGUUUGUAAGAUGAGUAUAUUUAAUCAGAAAUUACACAAAGACAACAAUUUAAAUCUUUAAAUUAAACAUUUUGGUAUUCAUGAAAAAUGUUGUUUAUGCUCAAACCAUGAGAUAUAGGAGCAUGUUCACCGUUGUGUUGCAUAGAUUAGUUUCUGGAGUUUUCAAAGUGAAAUGAUGUCCGACUCUCGUUUAGCAUCUAGACUCUUCUACCAUAAAGCCAUGAAACAUGAAUACAUAUGAGAACAAUAUAGUCUGGGAUUGUCUUGCUGUAUUAUGAAAGGUCUUCCCUGAAAAAAGGCAUUUCCUGGUUGUGAUAAAAAAAAUUUAAAAAGUCAUAAAUCAAUUUUUAAAAUGAUAACAAGCAAAUCGUCACAGUUCUCUUAGCCAGCGACAUGUUUUCAAUAUUUUCAAUGAUGAUGAUUUAGAAAUCAUGACAGUAAUAUUAGCCUCAUGCAGAUACAUUGUUGGUUACCAUAUUUUUCACAUUAUAAGGCGCACUUCAAAUCCUUUUGGCUUGUCGGAACACUGCAGCUACUGUAGCCUCACGGAGUUAAAUGAGUUAAAUAAAGUUUGACUUAUCUGACUGUUUUGUUUGGAUUAAUGCGCUUUAUAAUCCGGUGCGCCUUAUGUAUGAAAAUAGACAUGGAUAGGCGCGUUCAUUCAUGGUCCGCCUUAUAAUCAGGUGCGCCUUAUAGUGCGAAAAAUACGAUACUAAAAGUGCCAUUAAUUGCAUUGAUUAAUCAAUCUAACCCUAUAUGAAUAUGAAACUGUAUAUUCACUUGCCUUUUGAGUUGUAACCAUGAAAAGAAGCUUAGAGUUCAGGGGCCUCCAGCACUAAAUUUACAAGCACAGGUGAGAUGUCAGCCAUUAGAGAUGUAGUGUACAUUGAGUGUUUCUUACAUUAUAAUCACGACUACAAACGCCUCAUUAAUUUAUCCAUGUUUGUUGUAUCAGAAAAGAGAAAACGAACAUAUGCUGUCUUAUGACAAAAGCAUUGAAGCUUUAGCACCGCUGUAGAAAAUCCUCAAAGUGAACGCGGUUGUUCCUCAAAGCAUGUCCCGCUCAAACAUAGAAGCACAGGUGAUAAGGAAAGCAUGUAUGUUAAAGCUUGCAGUAAAUUAUGCUCUCAGGAAUUAAGCCCUUUAAAUCUCAUGUUAUCAGCUGCCUCUUGUUCUACUGCCUUCUCCUCCCUGUUUGCCCAGUUUUUCCUUAAAGCCCGUUAAACAAGCCGUUUCUCUUCCACUCAUUUGCAUACAAUCUCCCUCUCUCUGUCGCUUCCGUUCAGCGCUUCCCUUCCUCUCCCCAUCUAAUCUCCCUACAAUUUACAUACCUUCGCACUCACUCACUCCCCAUCUGUUCACAUCCCCCCCUCUGGUUUUUCCCUUCCCUUUUUUUUUUUUCUAUCACCUUGUUCUUCCCAGGUCUCCUCUUCCCUCCAUCCUCCCUGCUCAUGACUCAUCAAAGCUUCCCACAAAGGAGUUUGGCGGAUCCAAGCAACUGCAAACGCUCUCACCUUCUGUACUGAUAAAAAUUGGACAGCACAUUGGUAUAUGGGAACGGGUCAGCAAUGACUUGACCAUAAAAAAAAACAUCUGGUGUUUCUUUACAGUAUGUAAGGAUAUUUUUGCUGUAAACAGAAACAUUCUUCCACCUGAUCUUUUCUCUCCUGUAAUGUCACAUCCUGUCUCCUCUCCUUCUUGUCAUUCCUCUGUCCUUCACUCUUUCCCUCAUGCUGAAACUGACUGGUAAGGUGAGAUGGUUUCGAUAUGAGGCGAAGGAAUUCAGCUCUACCUUCACCUCCACAAGGAAACAAUAAGUCACUCAGUCCCCAGAGGGUGUACACAUAAACUCCCUCGGUUAAUCAUCUCAGAGAGAGUACCUUUGCUUUUCUGAUUUUUUGAAACACUGUAGUUUGAAUGAAGUUUAAACACCGUCAGAUGAUUUCUACUUAAGAAAAUGUGAUUUUCUUUGUUUUGUAUUUAAUCCGUUCUGCAUUAUUCAUGGGUCUGCCGCUCUGUUACAAAUGAAGAUUUAGCUCAAGAGAGCUUGUUAGCCUAGCUUAGCACAAAGGUGUAGAAAUAGAUAAAAAUGUUACAUUUGUUCUAUCAAAGUUACCAUCCAAAAAACUAUUUAUAUUUUAUAAAGUGAUUUUGUUCGCACAUUUUUACGUUCGUGUCAGACACCUUUUUAGAAAUCUUAAAGAAUGUGUUUUUGUUUCUAAGUGUGCAUGCUUGUUUGUUUAACUCACAUUAGCACGUCUGUCUUAGCCUUCAUAUUCGCCUUCUCAUCCAGUUCCUUACAGGAAGUCACACAAGCAUAAUUCUGGUAUGAUGAUCAAAACUUGUCCUUUCUUUUGUACACUACAAUAUUUUGCUUUAUGAUCACGUCUGCCAUGGUGUAGGCCCUGAGUAUUAAUGAAGUUACCCGGCUGUCAAAAGUUGAUGGUAGAUCUGACUGAUUCCUCUCUCAAACCUCAACUGCACCACUGAACAAUUGUUUCUUGCACAGCUCCACCAAUGAAGAUGAUUUUUUUUAAUAAUACUUAGUGAAAUGUUUACAGCAUCACUGACCAAAGGUUGUCUAUCUUCAUGAAUUGUAUGUUGAAAUUUAUUUAUUAGAAUAAAACAGGAGAACACCUGUGUAUGAAGCUUUGUAAUUUAAGAUUCUGCUGCCUUUUUUUUACAUUUUUAAUACACAGGACACUGUAAAAGAUCACCACUCUUUAUGGCUUUUACUCUGUCUGUAAAACUCACUGAUUUUUGUCCAUCUUUUGCUGUCAUUAAGGCUGUAUCUUCACGUCUAACAUGCAGUAAUAAAUACAAUUUUAAAUCCCUCACCAAAAAACUGCCACUAUGGACACGAUGUUGACAGCUACUUCAAUGCUUGGAUCCAGCUCUAGAUUUGGCCUGGGUGAUUUGGCAAAAAAAAUGAUCACGAUGUAUUUUGUCAGAUCGUCCGAUCUCAAUUAUUAUCACAAUUUUUUUAAAGCAUCUGUUCUAAAAACUAAAGAAACUAGAGAUUAGUUUAACAUUUUAUUAACAUACGAAGUAAAUAACAAAGCAAACUGAAUAAUGUACACUUAAAAAUAUAUAAAAACCAUUUUAACUCAACAGUACAACAAAUGUAGAUCAAUACUAAAUAUUACAGUGACUAAGUUUACUGUCCUGAGUGUUUCUGCAGGUAUGUAAGACCCAAAAUAAACAAAUUGACCCCUCAGAGAUUAUAAAAACGCCUUAAAAUGUCAACAUCAGAUCAUGUAAGCGUAGAUGAUAUGAUUGAUCGCUGCUUUGGUCUGAUGGCUGCACCGCUAGUUGUAGCUAAACUGCUAAUGCUACUUGUACCGUCAGCAGUGACAGGCUGUACAGACUCCGCCCACAUUUUCAUACUUUCCGCGUAAUCGCUCAGGAAGAACUUCUUCAAAUGGUUAAACAGAUCUGUUGUGUUGUCGGUUUUUGAAGCACCGACCGGCAACAUACCUUACACAUCAGCUUGAAUAACUUCUCAACAAUAACGUCUAACAUCUAACAUACAGAAGUGAGCAGGAAAAGCUCGACUCUGAUUGGCUGUUGUGACGCACAUUUCCACUAUGUUUGAUCGAUAAUUGCCCAGUCCUACUCUAGAUCUCACACAAUAAAGCCCCUCCAUCCUACAUGUGUACAGAUCACAACAGUUGCUGUUAAGCGUGUGCUUGGUGAAGGACUAUAAGUCUAUGGUAUGUGUGUUUGUUCUUGUUCCCCCUUCCUGUCCUUUGUUGGUGUUUAUUGCCCACAUGAAGGUUGAAUAUAAACUUGCUGUUUCCUUCAAGAAUUACUCAACAUGUGGGGGUGUUUAUACACAAUUGAUUUAUGAGUCCCUGAGCAAAGCAUUGUACUUAGCUAUAGCUCUGCUGCCCCCCAGGCAGUAUAUAGUAAUAUAUACUUCUUCUGUUUCAUUGUGUCUUCAGGCUACAGAUAUAUGAGGUAAUUACUUGGCUGGUGAAAGAGCUUUUACCAAAAUCCAUGUAUCAAAUGUUUGCAUCUGUUUGCUCCAAACUCGGAGGGUAUAAAACCCCGUUAUUCCUCUCUGAAGUUAUUGCUGGGUUUGAACAAAUUUCAAGCGGCUGAAUCUGAACCUCUUGAGACCUUCUUCUGUUACGAUGUUAUUUGUUUUAAGAGCUUCCAUAUCCUUCGAAAAAGAAGAGUCGCUGUCUUUGUACGUUUUUGUAUUCCCAAUAAAAACAGAACAGACUUAUUUAUACAUAUUUAAUCUUUUUUAUUUUUGAUAUUUUCUUCUUUGUCCAUGUGAAGUUACUUUAAAAUUGUCUCUAAACUUAUCAUCUGGGCCGGUUUAACCAUCAUCCAGUCCACUUAUACCUUUUGGGUGCCAUGGGUAAGUUGUACAGAUGUAUGAUCUUGAAUGUUUUUAUCGUUUUGUUUAGCUUCUAUUAGUUGGUGUUUUAAAACCACCAUUUCUGCUCUCUCUCCUUUUUUUGUCCCUAGUGUACCCAUGGUUGCUGACCUGAUAGAAACGUGCAUCGAUGACGUCCUCAGGGCUCCUGUCGUCCCACCGGUGACAGCUGCAGAGGAAGCCGGACCGAGCAGCACCUAUGUCCCCCCCAUUGUCACAGGGGAAGAUCCUCUCAGUCUCGCUGGUGAGUCUACAGAAAACUAAACAGACACUCGAGAGCGUUCGAAGAUAAUAAAAUGUAAAUACAGGGGACCGUGCCAGUAAUAUGACUUUUAUGUUUUCACCAAUAAAAUAAACAACUGUAAUCCUAUUGAAGGAUUGAGUUUUAAUGUUAUUGCUUUCCAGAAGCGUCUGCUCGGCUGAAGCAGCUGGCCCUGGAGAGCAGUCCUCUUCCUGCUACUCCGAAGAACAACAUCAAUGUGAACGUGGCCAUGAAUAACCAGGUGGGUUUGUACUUGCAGAGUAUUCCCCGUUCCACCUAGGGAUGGGUAUCGAGAACCGGUUCCAAAUGGUUCAAUUCAUCGACAGCGUUUACAUUUCAUUUUAAUGAUUCCCUCAACGAUUCCUUUCUUCCGGGUGCUUGGAAAACGGUUUUGUGAGAGGCAGUUUAGCGAAGGAGAACAGAGACUUUUAGGAAAAAAACAUGGCGGAUGGUACGAAAAGAAAAGUACGAAAAGAGUUUGUGUAGCGUGGACUAACUGAGUUAGAAGCGCGUGAAAAACACUCAACCCGACCAGAAAAACCCUCAAAAUUUUGUGCACGACUCCACCCGGUGAAGCCAUGUCCUCUUUUUGGAGAUCCAGAGUAUGGUCACCCUGAAAUGACUUAAUACCGACCAAGUAAAUGUUUUACAAAUAGUUUGUCGUUUAGAUAUUUGAUAACAGAAAAAGAUGUAGUCUAAAAAUAAUUAAAGUCUACUUUUUUUUAAAUCAAAGACAGGCAUUGAUAAGGGAAUCGUUAAAGAAUUGAAUUGAUAAGCAGAACCUAAAAUGGCAACGAUAUCGAUAAAAUCGUAUCAAUUCCCAUCCCUAGUUCCACCUUAAAUCCUACCGCAGCUUUAGCAAACCAAGUGGUCCAGUCUGAUUCUGACCCCUCUCUUCUUUUUGUUUGGACUCGCUCAAACAGGAGGAUGUGGUGAAGCUCACGGAGAAGUGCGGUCUGAGCAGCGCCGGCAGCAGCCCGGUGGUCACCCCACUGCGCACUCCAGAGGAUCUAAAGAGCAACAUCCUGAAAGCACAGGUGGAGGCCGCUGCUCUCAAGGUGACGAAGGAAGGCCUCGAAACUGUACGCACUGAUAAGAGAGGGAAUAGGAAAGACAAGAAAAAAAGUUUUAAAUAUGACAGCUGAAGUUUGCUGCCUCUAAAAAGCAGGAUUUGAUGUGUGCAGCAAAGUCUAGCGCCACAGCUGUGAUGUCAGUGUGUUAUUAAGUAAGACAAAGAUACCUGGUUAUACAUGUCCACCACCCUCUCAAUGGAUCUCUCUUUCUCUGUUUAUCUGCAGGGAUGUCUGGAGGAACAUGUCAUUAUGGUCGGAGAUAAAAACUGUAACUUGCAGGAGGCCUCUGCCAGGUAUGCCCACACUUUUGCACCUAGUGUUUUAAAAAGGCGCACACAGAGCAGUCACUGUCAAUUGUCACAGGCGUUCAGCGGUAAUGGCUUUGUCUCGGGAGUUCUCCCUCCUCCACCGUCUUCAUGAGUCAUGCCAACUGUCAACACAUUGUCUCAGCCAAUGGUGGCGCUCCCUCCAGCUAGAGCCGAUUAACUACUUGAAUAUUCAUGAGGAUUAUUAUAGUAGUUCACAACAUUACAUCAUCUUCUGCUCGUCCUUGCAAGCAGAGCUCGGCAUUGUCUCGUAUUGGAGGGGAGGCAGUGGCCUGAGAUGAUAAGGAAAGAGGGAGCCGAAUCAGUUUUGGAAAAUGUCAUUUGUCACGAUACAUAAUGUAUUUAUGAAAAAUGAUGUACAGAAUUUGUUUUUGUGCAUUUUAAUCGUCGAUUUGAGUUAAAUGUGAUCAGAUUUUUAUGAAAACUUCGCCCCUAACUCUGUUUCAGUUCACGUUUUCUUUACUCUGAAUAGAUCUCAUAAGAAAUAAGCACAAAACAGGACUAUUCCCUGUUUUUUUCUCCAGGCUGAAAGUGCGCACUGGGCGAAUGGGCAGUAACUCAUCUCUGUCUGUUAGCAGUCGACCUGACAUACAAGACUCCUGGGACCUUCUCAAGCCAGCACCCCUGGCCUCAUCAGCGGGAGCUAGGUCAGUCUGUGUGCCUCGAUGCAGUUUUAACUUUGGAUGUGAAGAGUGUCCAUGAAUCCCACUGUGGCUUUUUGAAUAAGAAUGAGAUAGAGGGAGAAUAGAUGAGUGUAGGAGGACUUUGUUUUGUAAUACUCCAGAGGGGACGGAUGCUUUUUAUUCAAUCUGAAUUUAUGACUUCAAGUAAAAAAGCAACAAUAAUAAAAAGAUAGUCGAAGGCAUCAACCUUGUUUUAUAUUCCACUGUAACCCAUUAGAGACAAAGGUGCUGCCCGGUUUCACAGUCUUUACUGACAUCUGUUGGCAUGUUUGAGCAUCGUGUUAGUUUGUGUACGUGUGCGCAUAUGUGUUUGUGUGCAUCUGGGCGUGAUGAGUCACAUGACUUGAGUUCUGCCUGGAUACUGCUGCCGUCCCCGCUCAUUAAGCCUUUACAGUAAGAUGACAGGAAAAUAAGGACACUUGCAGUUUGGACAGUUCACAACAGCUGCACAGCCCCGGGUUCAUAAAUGCAGUAAAUGCUCUGAGUGUUUUUUUCCUCCAUGAUCUGAGGGGAAAAAAACACUUUAUAAAUCCUUUCUUAAGGAUAAGAAACUUAAACUUUGUUGUUUUUAAAAUUUUGUUUUUUUUUUCUUCUUGACCUUGUUGAACAAAAAUCUGACUUUUUUUGUAAACCGUGUUUUUUUUGUCAUCAGCGCUGAGGUGCCGGCUGAAGAUGUGAACUCCUCAGUUCCCAAGAUGCCCCCUGAGUCUGCUGUGGAGGUCAUGGCGCCAAAGGUAAAAGGAGUAUUUGUGUUGAAUUACUCAAUUUGCUGCAUGUACAUUCACUAUUAUAAAGAAAAAACUGACCAUUUUACAUUUUAAAGACAACACUAACCCACUAACAUCAGUCCUAUUGCUCGUAAAGUGUAUCUUCAUGAGGGAUUUUAAUGUCUUUAAUGAUGAGAGUAAAACACGUCUCUAACACAUGGACAUGGCUCCUCUGUCCUACUGUGACUAAAAGAAAAACAUGUUUUAUAAAGAAUAAUCUUAAACCAAAUAAGAGUCAAUCGUGUACUACACAAUGUGCGCUAUAUUCGUUUGUAUGUUUUGGUAAAGAGUAUGCGUGACAUCCUGCAGGCCAAAGCGGAGGAGGUUGACCCGCCUAUCCCCGCCCCCGUGUCUGACAACCUGAUUGAUUUCACUGAUCCAACUCCUGCGGUAAGUUCUUCAAAAUUUAUUUGUGCCGCCGGUUUUCCAAACAACAGGCUGUAUGGGCUUAGUAAUACAGGAGGGAAAUAACGGUCACUGCUGAGGGUGAACCAGCAUCCUCAUGACCCAGCAUCCAUCGACUGCUUAGAAAAACUUAAGUCAAAUAAUGGUGACGUUCAUGAUUGUAAUAUCAAGCAAAAAUAUACAGUCCGUAUUCACUUCAAAUGCGUUAUGCCAUCUAAGAGAUGUCCCCAAAGUGCUGUCCAUUCAUGCACGAUAUUAAAAAACAAUUAAAUAAAAUAAAUAAAAAUACAAAUGCCAAACCCCACACACCCUCCCAACCCUCAUUCAACACAUACAGCACUCACACUCUCACACACACACAGAUGCACACACAAAAGACCAGGUGAGGACUCUUCAACUUGCCACAGAUGACUGAGGAAACACUGGAUCUAGGACUAAAACGAUAAAACCAUGAUCAAAUAGAAUAAAGGUGAUAAAGUGUUAAAAAUUAAUUAAAUAAAGCAGUCUUAAAAUCAAAAAAUAAAAGAGAGUAAAUUAAAAAAAGAGGUAAUAAAACACAAAAUGAUUACUCCAGGACUAAAAUUGCAUAAAAUCACAUAACGCAGAUUAAAAGAUUAACACAAAAUUCAACUGAAAGCCAGACUUAAAGGGUAGGUCUUUAGUUUACUUUUAAAAAUAUGGACAUUAUUUUCACAUAAGAUGUUACUAAAAACAGUUUUUAAAGAUUUAAAAAUUAUUUGAGCCCCUUUUAAAUAAAAUAGUUCAAAAACAACAUAUAAAGAGUUGAUUCCAGAGAAAAAAAACUAACUCCUGAGUGUAAAAAAUGUGCAAAGUUCUGUGAUUUUGUCAUUUAGAGACUUAAGAAUCUGCUGAAAUUUGUUCAAAAGACACAAAGCUGAAAACCAACUCCAACGGGACUGAUCUCAGGUGGCACAGCAUUUCAAACAGACUUGACUCUGUAGUGUAAAUCACCGGAUGGAUGCCAUUAACGCUUCUAUUCUUAGUCUUUUUUCCUGUCUGUUAUGCACCAGAAUUAUACCUGAUUUGAAGUCUACCUGUAAUGGACUAUGAGUGUUCUGGAUGCAGUGAUACUAAUGACCCGAUCAUGUAGCAUCAAUAUAAAGGUACUGAGAGUAACACUUGUCCUCAUGUUCUCCAGCUCCCACCGGUGCAGCCGCCCAAACCUCUCAUCACACCCCGCUGGAUCAUUCCUACAACCACUGUGAGUGUUCCUCCUCAGUGUUUACCUCCUCAACAUCCCAACAUAUAUCCUGUGUUUUUGAUGCAGACUGAACUUUGUGUCCAAAAAGUGGUUCCGAUCAUUACUUCACAGCGUACUCGCAUAGCUGCUGUUCACUGAAGCUGAUGUAGAGACUUUGUAGAGACUGGCCUCACACCUUCUUCCCUCGUCCCCCUCUAAUGCAGCCCUCUGGUGUUUUUACUAACGGCCUGCUCGACCUCGACCCCCCUGCUAAGAUCAACCCUCCUCCGCCUGCAGACGGGGGAGCCGCUCUCACCCCAGCCCUCCCCCUCCUCGCUCACACACGCACCACCAUCUCCGCCAGGUAAAAAGCCCAAAACACACCGCACUUGUUUUGAAAGCCAGCUUGAUAGAACGCCGCCCUCUGCUGACGAAGCGAGGAAAUGCCUCUCAUAUCUGAAAUCUAAACACAAGCAGAUAAUUCCCUCUCUUUUUUUUUCCUUCAGCACUGUGGGUCAGCAGCCGGCUUCAGAGGAUGGAGCCAAACCCAGAGGUCUCCUGACCACUGAGCUCUGA
Xyrichtys novacula (pearly razorfish) is the source of this 76733-nucleotide messenger RNA. The record is from the annotation of a GenBank genome assembly. NCBI's taxonomy places the organism in Eukaryota, Metazoa, Chordata, Actinopteri, Labriformes, Labridae.